This is a messenger RNA of Pelobates cultripes (western spadefoot toad), 53579 nucleotides long. NCBI's taxonomy places the organism in Eukaryota, Metazoa, Chordata, Amphibia, Anura, Pelobatidae. The record is from the annotation of a GenBank genome assembly.
AUGGGGGCAAUGUCAUAUAACCUGACCCAAUCCAUCAGCAACGCCAUAUUGGCAUCUAGCCACAACCCUAGCGGCCUCCGCCCCAAGGCCCAAGAUAACAAGCCUGCAUCCCACAGUGGUCGCAAGGCUACAGAAAAGACCCGCCAUGUGGGCAAGCAAACCUCCAAAACGAUUAUGACGGACAGGUUGUGCCCUGUCACUAGUGAGGACGUGGGGCUCAAAUGCAAACGAGCUACCCGCCGGGCAAAAACGGUGAGGGCAUGGAAAUGGGCAAAAGCACUAACAGAUGUAUCCGACUCUGAUUCGGACCCUGAGGAGGUAUUGAGUGAGUCCGAAGAAAUCGGCUCUAUUGACUUGGAGAACUCUUCUCCAGAUCGCAGCCUGGCAGUAAAACCAGCCAACACUGAUAAGGUGGCCGCUGACGAUUCCACCAUUCUAGACCUGCAGGGUGAACCCCUAUUUAACCCGGACGACCUACAACAUCCUAGGUCUACCGAAUGGUUCCCGGCUGACCAUGUGGCCCAAUACAUAGCGGCCAGGAUUAGAAAACCCCUGGAUAAAACCACCAGGAAUGCCCACACCUGACGGUCCCCGAUAUGGCUUGUGCCACACUGGAGGUAGACCCAAAAAUUGCCCAGUUCCUGGAAAAAGCUGACUGGAAAGCCAAGAAAGGGCUAGAUUACUCCCUGCGCCACUGCCAGGACAAGGUGCUUGACUCCUUGGGCCCCAGCGCAAAAAUUUUCGACAUGGUCGAAGCUGCAUUCUCCGAUGGCACACCAGUGGACCUCUUGGCUAUCUGAGAGUGGGCUCAGCGCUCUAUUUGCCUCAUCGGCAACUCCAGCACUGCGUUAAGUACAGAGAGGCGUAAAGCGAUCCUCAUGAAUAUUGACCCAAAACUAGUCAAUAUGGCCAUAUCUGAGCCUGGGCCACAGGCAAAAGGCCUCCUUUUCGGAGACAGUUUCGUAAAGGAGUUGGGCACUUAUAUGAGCACAUUUACAGCUCUGGACAAGGUGCAAACAAAUUUAAAGAGAGUGUUCUCUCCAAAGGUUUUUGGGGGGGCUGGCAGACACCGGGGCCGUCUGUCCAGCCGUCCAUCACGAGGCUCCUAUCGGUGCUACCGAGGCCCCACUACAUCGAGGUUCCCACAGACGGAGCCCAGAAACCCCUCACCCUUCUUUCCAGUCAGGUGGGUACUGAGGGCUGAUGUGGGCACUGGGGUGGGUACUGGAGGCUGAGGUGGGUACUGGGGGCUGAUAUGGGCACUGAGGUGGGUACAGGGGCCUGAGGUGGGUACUGGGGGCUGAUGUGGGCACUGAGGUGGGUACAGGGGCCUGAGGUGGGUACUGGGGGCUGAUGUGGGCACUGGGGUGGGUACUGGGGGCUGAGGUGGGCACUGAGGUGGGUACAGGGGAGCAGAGGUGGGUGCAGGGAGACAGGGGGUGCUGAGCUGAAUAAAAAUUAGCUUACCUGAGCUGUCUGCCAGGCUGCUGCAGCUCCUUAUCCUCGGGUGCUCUUCAGGCAGGGCAGGAAGUGAUGUCACUUCCUGGCCCCGCCUCUUCCUCCUCACACAGCACCGCACGGCUGGAGACCUGGCAGCAAGAACUGAAUACUCACUGCCAGGUCUCCCUGAGAGAGGGGAAACAGGUGAGGGAGGGAGCGGGUGAGGGGGUAAACCACAGAGUGAUAUGCUGCAGGGGCCCUGCAGCAUAUCACUGGAAUAACGGGGAAAUCAUGUUGUUCUGGCUCAAGAGAUCUCUGAUCUCUGAUCUCCUCAGCCAGAUCAUGGCUGUGCUGCCGGGCCCCUGACUGCCUCGGGCCCUCGGUCCAUGACCGAUCUGCCCGACCUGUCAGUCCGCCCUUGUUUGAGCCUAUCUGUAUGUGGCUCUUAACCAUGUGAGUGUGGUCCCUAUUAUCUUCACAUUUAUGCUACUAUUGGACCUUGAUAUACUUCACUAUUGUGUAUAUCUUUUUAUUAUAUAGGGAUUAUAUUACUGCAUAUUUCCCCAUUGUACAUAGGGGUAAGUUUGCUUUUCUCAGCGCUCUACUAAGAGACACCUGUAGUGGUUUGGUCCACCUGGGCUGUUUUCUGUUUUUUUGUAUUAGACCUACAAGACGCCUAUCUCACCAUCCCCAUCGCGAAGGAGUGUCAUCACCUCCUCCAAUUGUUCAAUGGAACACAAGGACGUGGAGGUUCUAGUGCCUGCCAUUUGGCCUAUCAUCAGCACCAUGGUGCUUUACAAAACUGCUGAAUCUGGUGGUGGCACUUCUGCGCAGCAGAGGAGUUCGCAUGAUCAUAUAUUUGGACGAUAUGUUGAUCAUGGCACAGGAUGCCCUCUUACUUCAACAACACCUAUCUUGGGCGAUAUCUCUCCUACACAACCUGGGAUUCCUAAUCAACUGGGAGAAGUCGGUGCUAACCCUCCAUAGAAUUCGUAGGAUUCAAUAUAGAGGCAGUCCAAGGGACCCUAAGCUUACCGCUCAAAAAGAUCAAACCAUCAAGAAGGAGAUUCGCAGAACGUUGGCUCGCCCAACGCUCACCUUGAGACAACUGGCCAGGAUAAUUGGACUCCUCUCGGCCUCCAUACAAGUGAUCUUCCCGGGACCUCUGCAUUACAGGGCCCUACAGAGACUAAAAGCCGCUCAGCUACACUCAGGUCACUCCUACUCAGACUCCGUUCCACUCGAUCAUAGAGCCAAGGAAGAACUCAGUUGGUGGCUGCACCACAUGGAAGCGUGGAACGGCAGAGCAAUCAUCGACACCACUCCAGAUUGCAUAAUAGAAUCCAAUGCCAGCGGUGGUCAUGUGGUCAUACCUCCACAGGCGGAAGAUGGUCCCAAUCGGAAAGGGAACUACACAUCAACAGCCUGGAACUCAUGGCAGGAUCAUUCGCUCUGAAAAGCCUCUUAGGACCCACGACACAUUGCUCCAUCAUCUUGAGGAUGGACAACAUAUCUGCGGUACGAUACAUCAACCGCCUCGGCAGCACCAGGUCCAAAAUAUUGGCAGAUUUAGCAACAGAAUUCUGGCAAUUUUGCUUGGAGCGCAACAUAUCAGUAUGAGUCGAAUACAUCCCGGGGCUCUCGAAUACCGUAGCGGAUUGGAACUCCAGACACCUGCGGGAUGCCAGCGACUGGCGCCUGGACCGCGGAGUGUUCCUACGGCUACAAACGCUUUGGGGCCCGACAUACAUAGACCUGUUUGCGUCUCGAUUGAAUAUGCAACUCCCAGAGUUCUUCAGCUGGAGACCAGAUCUGGAGGCUUUAGCUACGGACGCAUUUCUACAACCAUGGCUGAACAGACGACUGUACGCAUUCCCUUCAUUCAUGGAGAUGUCUAUAGACCUUCCCAUACUGCUUCCUGAGAAUCCACAUCUCCUUUCAGACCCCGAAGGGAACCCACAUCCACUGAUGAUGCAGGGCCAACUCAAGUUGUUAGCAUGGCUCCCUUCCGGGGACCCUGGGUCAUGCCAGACGUUCCACAAUCAACUCUCGAACUACUGGCGGGAGCCUGGGCUCCAGGAACAAGGAGAUCCUACAGUCGGGCUUGGAACUCAUGGAGUGGUUGGUGCAUGGAACAACAAGUGGAUCCCGUAUGUGCCCCUGUGAACUACUUGUUACGUUUUCUUACACUUCUAUACGACCAAGGUCUAGCGUACCGGACUAUUAAUGUCUACAGAUCAGCGAUCUCCGCUGGACACAAGGGUCUAGAAGGAUCCCCAGCAGGUAAACACCUCCUGGUAUGCAGUUUCUUAUGUGGCGUUAGAUUUGCAAGACCCCCACAACCUCGAUAUACAUCAGUAUGGGACAUGAACCUAGUCUUAACCUUUUAGAAAAAUGGUCACAGAACUCAAAUCUCACACUUUAACAACUAUCAGCAAAAUUGGCCAUGCUCUUCUGCCUGAUAUCAUGCAAAAGAGUUUCAGAUGUCUGAGCAUUGGAUGUUGAUGCACGCUCAUUUACCCCAACGGGAGUGACAUUCAACAUUUACAGACGUACUAAAUCAACAAUCUCAUCAGUGUCAUACCCAUCAUUCUCUCACAAUGCAAACCUAUGUCCAGUGGCCUGUCUCAAAGAAUACAAGAAAUGGACACUGGCAUUUCGAAACCCUAGACAUCAUGAAUUGUUUCUGGCUAUUAACACGCCACACCAACCAGUAUCUAUGGUAACAAUAGCCCGAUGGGUGAUAUGGAUAAUGACCUCUGCGAAUAUAGAUACCUCCAUAUAGGGGGCACACUCCACUAGAGGAGCCAUGGCGUCUAAGGCAUUUGCUUUGGGAUGCAGAUUAGAAGAUCUUUUGGGAACGGCAGACUGGUCCCGCUAAUCCACCUUCAAGGAAUAUUAUUUUCAUCCUACAGACCAUGCAUCAUCGACAGUUAUUGCACAGCUUUAAACUAGCAUAAUAUGAGCCUCCGUGUCCUUUAAUAAAAUUACCAGAUUUUACUAAUUACAUGACGUAAAGUCAUGAUUUUAUAAAGGACACGGAGGCGAAUAUUAGCCCACCUGGUAAGUAUCUCAUUUUCUACCAGCUAAAAGAAAAGAAUUUAAUUCCCACCCCGGUAAGUCUUAGAAUUGAGAGUCAUCGUUGGGUUUUGUCUAGAUUCAAUUCGGUUAGGUAUGACGUUAAUAUAUUGCAUACAGUAGCAACUACGGCAUGUAAUUUAGUCUGUAGACAAUAACACGUAUAGUACGAAUUAUCCAGUAUCACCAUGACAAAUAGUCUCUAGACCACAUUUUACCAUUUCCUUUCUCUAUCCCAAGCUGGAAUCAGUUGUAUCCCCAUCAUUGAAAUGUGUUUUGGAUUACUAUUAUGAACCGCUUGAUCUAUUUAAAGACCUGAGCAGAACACUUAAAAUGAGGUUCAGAGAACAGAGAUGUGCAAUAUUACACAAUGAUAAAAAAUUCCCAGUAGCGAGACAUUUUCAAUUGGUUCAUAAUAGUAAUCCAAAACACAUUUCAUUGAUGGGGAUACAACUGAUUCCAGCUUGGGAAAGAGAAAGGAAAUGGUAAAAUGUGGUCUAGAGACUAUUUGUCAUGGUGAUACUGGAUAAUUCGUACUAUACGUGUUAUUGUCUACAGACUAAAUUACAUGCCGUAGUUGCUACUGUAUGCAAUAUAUUAACGUCAUACCUAACCGAAUUGAAUCUAGACAAAACCCAACGAUGACUCUCAAUUCUAAGACUUACCGGGGUGGGAAUUAAAUUAUUUUCUCCUAUAUUUUAAAUAGGAGAAAAGCCCUCAUCACGGCAGAAACAAAUUGGAUCUUUAAAUUAAAUACCCUUAACCCAUAUGGGCUGAAUGAAGAUUUGGAACAGAUUACUUAGUAACCCUUUUCUCUUUAUGUAUUAUUUGUUAUUCAUUAUUUAUUAUUUUUUAUUUUAUUCCAAAUGGUGCUUUAUACGUUUUCAGAAACCCUUUGUUGGUCCCUAAUAGAUAUGGAUAGGGGUGGCUCUUAUCAGAUUACUAGUCCAGUCAUCAUCUCUAUCUACAUAUGCAUGUAUGCACAUCUGUAGUAUAUGGACACCCUUAACCAAUAAUAAUUAAUAUAAUUAUACUAAUGGAGACUGGGAUUGGAAUUUCAUUGUUCCUUCAUACUAUAUACUGACCAUUUCCUGAAAAUUCCCUACUCUUUGGGUGAUUUGAUAAGUUAGUAAGAAUCCAAUUACAUUUCAUAUCUAGUGUGUUUUAACAGGAUUUGUAUUACCCUUUUUUGGGGUUAAAUAGGGGUUCUGGGUCUAAUUAUAUUAUAUUAUUUGGGCUCUAAUUUUAAUGAUCUAAUCAGUGAUCUAUUUCAUUUGGUUUUAAUUUUUUUUUUUUAUUUAUAGGGCUAAUUGAAGAAUUAUCAGUUCAAGUGUUUAUUACUAUCAUCAUUAAGUGAUGUGUAUUUAUAUAAUUGUAUGUUGUCACUUUAAGAACAGAUUUUUCAUUUAAGAUGAGGUCAUGGGUUAAUCCUAUGGUCAUGCCUGAGUAUCGGUAUAUAUACCGAUUAGAAACUUGAAGGAUUAUAGUCUUGAUAAAGUCUUCUAUCAAGAUGAAACGCGUAGACUUCUUCAUUCAUCACUCUCAAGGUUCCAGCACUUAUUAUUGUGACCUUGAAAAUGGCACCGUCACUGACUCUUUGCCGAAAACCUACAAUAUUUUUUUCAACAUCGGGCGGGUGGAUCUGCGUGCUCCCCUACCCGGCUUUUGGCGCGGCGAACAGGGUAAGUCCCUCUGGGUUACUCCCAGAGCUUUUUCAGGCUUGGGAACAUACUCCGUAUACCCCUAGCUCUGCUGUAUUAGCCGGGAGGGUUUUAGAGCUCCAUAUCCCCCCCCCCCUUCCCCCUCUUGAUGAUUGCAUACAUUCACUUUUAUUUUUUAUAGAAUUUCGUCUCAUUCAGGGAUAUUGUAUUUUUAUUUUUAUUAUUUACUUGCCAUUGCUCCAGUGAAGCGGCCCCUCACUGGAGCCACAUGGACAUUUUCCCUGGAACCUGUAUAUCUUACAUAUUAUUUAUUGUUGUUGUAUUUUUACAAAUUCAAAGUCCAUUAAAAUUGUAUGUCACAUAUUAUUUUUACCUACAGCUGAGCUGGGUGUUGUGUUUUAUUGAUUUCCUAGUUGCAUGUUUCAAUGUUAUUCUGUAACUACCUAGGAGUUACACUGUAUAUUCUGGUUAUACAGUUCAGUUGAUUCAGCUGCUUUUUAUGUGCAGACAUAUAAUCAGAGAAUAAUAGACACGGUUGAUAUAUAUUUAUGUUAUUCUUUAACUUAAAAGUGAUGUAUUUCUGUAGUUGAGAUUAUUAGAUCUCUUUAUGCUGUAACUAAUCCUGAGUUUUUUGGAGCACUCACACACGCAUGUUUUUCUUUUGUUUCAGAAACGUAACAAUGAACAGGCUAAGUAGGCAUGUCCAACUGAUGGUCAUAAGGAGCCUGAGACCCAAGCUGGUUACAUUUAAGAUGCAUCGUAAGUGUGGUUCAGGAGCAAACAAAUCUAGUUGCGCCAGCGAAUAUUAAGCAACUAUAUGGGCCCUAAAACUUGCUAGCAUAACAUUUUAUCACGAUGAGUGAAAUGCUUGUCGAUUAAUGAUUUAAAGAAAAAAAAAAUAAUGCUAGAAAACAUGCCUGGCUAACAAGAGUUAAGAAAACAGGCUGGGUAUCCAAGAGAACAUAUUGCAGAUUUAAAAAAAAAAAAAAGACAAAUGUAGUAGAGGAACACAUUGCGAAUAGCGAAUUGGAUAACACGUUUUGGCAUUGAAUAAACAGGCUGUGUGCCUAACAUUAAAGGGACACUCCAGUGCCAGGAAAACAAAUCAUUUUCCUGGCACUGCAGGUACCCUCUGCCUCCCACCCCCCAUCCCAUGUUGCUGAAUGUCCCUCGGCGGUGGUUUCGGGUCCGCCCACGCUCCUCCCCCGCCAACAUCAUCCGACGGGGGAGACUGAUCGCGCAUGUUUUUGUUCAGCGAAGUCUCCAGAGUAUAACAGUAUCCUCCAUGUACAGGUGUUAUAGUGUUUUUGAAAGUUACAAGGUCAAAUAUAAGGCUUGAUUUUUCAGUUUUUUCAAUUUGCCAGAUUGGUUAUGUUGCCUUUGAGAGCGUAUGGUAGCCCAGGAAAGAAAAUUACCCCCAUGAUGGCAUACCACUUGCAAAUGAAGACAACCCAAGGUAUAGCAAAUAGAGUAUGUUCAGUCUUUUGUAGUAGCCACUUAGUCACACACACUGACCAAAGUUAGCGUUCUUAAAUAGUUUUUUGCAUUAUUAACACACAAACAAAUAUAAAUUCUACCUUUGGCCAGUGUUUGUGACUAAGUGGCUACUAAAAAUAGACUGGACAUACCCGAUAUCAAAUACCCUGGGUUGUCUACGUUUCAAAAAUAUAUGGUUUGAUGGGGUAAAUCACAGUGGCCAGCUUAAAAAAAUGUUCCAAAUAGGACAUGGGUGCAUGAUGACCUGCUGUGGAAAACUAAAAUGAGCACCCUUCAAAUAAGGUCUUUUAGGCCCCAGAGAACCCGAGACACCUAUACAUGGGUAUCACUGUACUCAGGAGAUGAACACACACUGUGGUGUUCUUUGGCAGUAACCCUUAAAGUACUCAGUGCAUGUAUUCUUAAAUUGCUAUGUGUGUCAAAAAAAAUCACCAAUUAUAAUUUUUUUUUUUUUAUAAAUACCCAAAGUUUAAUACCUUAGGUUGUCUUCUUUUAAAAAAUAUAUACACGUGAAAGUGCUACUUGUACUUAUUGCCCUAUAACUUGAAAAUAAAAAGCUAAGAACAUGUUGACAUUGGGUAUUUCUAAACCCAGGACAAAAUUUAGAAACUAUUUAGCCUCCGUCCAGCUCCAAGUCUUCCACUGUACUGCCGCAACCAUCGCGACACUGACCAACACACACAGACAGACACACAGAGUAACAGACACAAACUCUCUGACAGACACACACACUCUCACUGACACACACACACACACACACACACACAUUCUUGCACACACUCACAAAUCAUUUUAUUUAUUAUUCCCUACCUUUACGAGCUGAUGUGUAGCCUCUCCCUAGUUAUAGUAAAAGCUUUAAAAUAUGAGCCUGCUGCCUUUAAUAAAAUUCAGGCCAAGUAAUCUAAAUUAUAACCACAGGUGCAGCGGCGUACAUACAGCCAGGGGACCCGGCCGCCCUGCAGACCCCUGUAACCGGUUAUCCGCCGCCAUCAUCUUCUGCGGCCCAGCCCGUGCGGCAAACUGCCGAGGCCGCUGUCCAUCUGGUGGCCCAUGCUGUCAGGGCCACCUGAUAGACAUGGAUUGCUAGGGGGCCCCGUCAGCGCUGGGCGCUUUAACAGCGCGACCGGGCCCCCUCUGAUAACAUCACAAGAUGGGAGGAAGUGACCGCACGUCACUCCUCCCAGCUAACACUGAGAGCCGCGUGGGAUGAAGCAGAGGGAGUCAGAGUGGGAACUCUGACUCCCAUCCACCUGAGCCACCACUGGACCCCAUGGAAUGUCACCAUCCUGCACCUUAAAGGUAGGAAACAGGAGGGUGACUUAAACAUUUUGUGUGUUUGUAUGUAUGUGUGUCUGUCUGUAUGUAUGUGUGUGCCUGUCUGUAUGUAUGUGUGUGUGCUUGUCUGUUUGUAUGUCCUCUCUAUUGCUGUGUUCUUGGGGGCUGAUUGUUGCCGUUUUUAAAGGCAGUCAGAAUGCAAUGCAUAAUGUGUCAAAGGCCUUGAGCAAGGCCCCUCUCUGCUGACUCUUCAGCUGCUGUCCCAGAGGCUGUACUGACUAUUGAGUAGUAGGUAAGGUACGUAGCACUUUUGUAGUGGAUCCAAUUAUAUAGACUCCUGAGUAGUUUGAGUCCAUCCAGUGAGAACCGGGAUAACCUCCGCCGGUCGAGAGGAGGCAAAACGGGGCUAGGCCUCACAGGUCUAGCUCUUAUUUCCUGCGGCUGUGACCCCCAAUUUACACUAGGAUCCGCCCAUUUGAGCCUCUUAGUGUGGGGGAGAAGAUGAUAAUUUGCUUUGUUUGCAAGAUUGGCCAAAACAAGAUGAUUUAACCUCCAAUAUCAAGAAUUAAUCAAAGAGCGCUCUCAGUGCACGCCAGAUCUGCAUGGCGUAAUGGUCCCAUCUCCGACAAUCAUGUGUUAAUGCUACACUUUCCCUCCUCCCUCAUGACACUGGGUGGCAGGCAGGGCCGGUGCAAGGAUUUUUGCGGCCGUAGGCAAAAUAAAAAUUUGCCGCCCCCCCCAUGUGACAUCACAAUGCCCUACCCAUAUGAUCUGCCAUAUGAACUAAUGCCAGUGCUGCACACAGUGUGUGUUUACAUUAAAAAGCCUGCAGGGACAGGCUAUAGACACCGGAUCCACUUCAUUAAGCUGCAGUGGUUCUGGGGACUGUAGUGUCCCUUUAAUGUGAGGUAAAUUAUAGAUUAGUGUCACUAAUAAUAUACUAGAUUGCCUACUUUCAACCAGAUGAGGGUGGUGAUGGGCUCUGGCUGCAGUUUGGCUCCACUGGUCUAGUGUAGAACAGGAUCUGUGGAGGCGGUUUGUAACUGUGGUCACAUAAUUCAAUGUUCUGGGAGAACGGGAAGCAGCUCCAUCUUUUGGGGCCCCUUAUUACACAGCUCAAGGUCUGGGCCCCAGGGCCUAACUGUGAAUAUGCCCAUAAGGCCCACCCAUAAGUCCACCUAUAUGUUUCACCCAUGAGUUCGCUCACAGGGAGUGGAGUGUGUAGGGGAUGUGUUAUGUGUUAUUGUAGAGGAUCUAAUGUGUGUGCUUAUGGAAUGUAGUGCAUAGGGAUAUCAGUUUGUGUAGGUGAUGCCAUGUGUUUGUGUGUAGUGGAAGCAGUGUGUGUUUGUGUAUAAGGGAUGUAUUGUGUGUUUCUGGUUGUGUGUAAGGGAUGCAUUGUGUGAAUCUGUGUUUGUAUGCAUAAAGGAUGCAAGGUGUGUGUCUGUAAGUGUGUGCACUGAGUGUUUUCUUCUCACUGCCCCCCCCUCUGUGUUGUUCUCACCCCCUCUCCCUGUGUUCUUCUCACUCUCCCCCCUCUGUUCUUCUCACUCCCCCGUGUUCUCCUCACCUCCCCCCUCCCCGUGUUCUCCUCAUCUCCCCUUCUCCUCACCCCAUGUUCUUCUUACUCCUCCACCCUCCUCCCUGUCUUUUUCUUACUCCCCCUCCCCUCUUCUUCUUACUCCCCCUCACCCCCUUCUUCUUACCCAGUGUGGCGAAACCAACCUCGCCACUGUACACUGGAGAAGCCUGGUUGCUCGCCUGCUGCCUUUGGACUAUGGCCCCAUGUUAAGACAUCUUUUUCCCUGCAGAAAAGACUUAUUCGUGCUUUUCUGCCGGGUGUUAGGUAGAUUCAAUCUACCGCACAACCGCACGAAUGAAUAGACCACCUGGGAGUUGGAGUGUGCCGGCAAUUAACCUCCCUGAAGCUGCUUAAUUGACGAAUGCUGGGUGGCCGCCAUCCGUAUCACGAACACGAGGUCGCGGCCAUUUUAAACAUGCGAAUGCACAGCGGUGUUCGACGCUUAAUUCACGGAACUGAAAUCGGACACAGUUUUGCGUGAACACCGCUGAAGCCGCCGACCUCCCUUCUUGUUCAGUGAAAGUGCACGAACGGCCCGGUGUUCGGUAGUUUUGUUUGAGUGUGUUGUACCCCAGAUAGGAAUCCCAUGGAGCCCAUUCGCAUGAAACUGACUGUGUAAAGACUUUGGCUCCAUGGCGAUUAAACUGUAUUCGUGUGGUCUGAGCGCCAUUCGCUUAAUAAUGUGCGCUCAGACCUGAGCUAUCUGGGGAUAUGUAGAACGUAUAUGUUUUAUGUACUGAAUGUAACUGUAGGUAAUUUUAUGUCUUUUACUGUUUGUUUUCUGCCAUGUGGUUAAUGGAGUUUUGCCUCUGUCUUUGGAGAUAAUUGAGAAGUAAUUCAAUUAUCUCCAGAGCAGAGAGGAGGGAUUGUGAUGUAUGUCUGUGAUUGGCUAAGAGCCAAUAUGUUUCCCAGUUUCCCAUUUGGUCCCCUGGGGGAGUGUCCACCAGGUGGGAGACCUGCAUAAAAGCCGGGCAGUUAGCCCCAGUAAACCAGUUCCUGCUUUACCCUCAAAACGAAGUGUUGUCUCGUUAUUGGGGGAAUUGGAUUGUAUGCUGACUGCCAGGAGUGUAACCCUUUCGUAUGGUUUUCCUGUUCGGAUAUUUCCAGUGUUCAUGUGUUUCCAGUUCGGGAGAUCGGUGCUUACAGUAGCUGUCGGUGUAGCUGAGAAAGGGGAAUAUCGCCUAAACGGUUUUUAACCUCUGGUGAGCAAAACGGACCAUUACACCCCCUCUUCUUCUUACUUCCCCCUCCCCUCUUCUUCUUACUCCCCCUAACCCCCUUCUUCUUACUCCUCCUAACCCCCUUCUUCUUACUCCCCCUUCCCUCUUUUUCUUACUCCCCCUACCCUCUUCUUCUUACUCCCUCCCCCUUCAUCUUAUGCCCCCCUGUUUUCUUCUUACUCCCCUCCUCCCCCGUUUUCUUCUUACUCCACCCCUUCCCUAGUUCUUCUUACUCCUCCCCUCCCUGUGUUCUCCUCACCUCCCCUUCCCUGUAGCGUGGCCGAGCUCCUCUCCGGUCCGCGGUACAGGAGUUUCUGUUUCCUGUACCCGGCUGGACUGACAGGAAGUGCACACUGAGUGUGCACUUCCUAUCAGUCCGGCCGGGUCACGGAACGGAGAGGAGCUCGGCCACGCUACAGGAAGGGGAGGUGAGGAGAGCGCUCAGGUGGCUGCAGCAUUUAAAGGGCCGGCGAUGGCGGCUGUCUAUAGAGCGCUCAGUUGGCUGAAGCAUUUAAAGGGCCGAUGAUGGUGGCGCAGGGUGCCCCCUCCUAUAUGGCGCCCUAGGCGGCUGCCUAGUUCGCCUUAUAGGAAGCGCCAGCCCUGGUGGCAGGGGUAGUCUGUUGUGUAAUCGGGAGGACUGAGAUAAAAUUGGGUAAUAUGUGGACAGACAAAGUGCCUGGGGUGCCCAAUUUAUUAUUUAUAUAGCCAGUAAGAAGAGAGCUGUGUUUCAUUUGCAAAAAGCAGGUAAGCAAAGGUAUUACCUCUCUAUUGCCUUUAGUGAAGAAGUAGUUGUCCUGACAUCUGGAAUCCAUUAAAAAGACUAAAAUCCAAUAAUAAAUUCUAAUAAUAAAACCCCUAGUUUAGGGGUAGUUAUGGUAAGAGUAUGUAAAGUGAUGUUUAAAACUAGUAGACUUAACGGUUUAUUUACGAAAUUGUGAAUUCAAAGUGAAUUUCAAAAUAACUAGGCUUCCAGUUUGACUACUGUGACCUAAAGUUUUUUAGUGUGGGUUUAGACUUAAAGGAACACCGUAGGGUCAGGAACACAAACAUGUAUUCCUGGCCCUAUAGUGUUAAAACCACCAUCUAGCCCCCCUGGUUCCCCCUUGCCUCCCUAAAUAUAGUAAAAUCUUACUUGUAUUCAAGUCUACAGCUGCUGGCUCUGCCCCUGUCUGCCUCUGAACGGACUGUGUCUGCUGACAUCAUCAAAAGUGCUGGUCUGAGCCAAUCACAAAAUAGGAUUGGCUGAGACUGUCAAGGAGGCAGAUCAGGGGCAGAGCCAGCAAGAAUCAAACACAGCCCUGACCAAUCAGCAUGUCCUCAAAGAGAUGAACAAAAUCCAUGCAUCUCUAUGAGGAAAGAUCAGUGUCUGUAUGCAGAGGGUGGAGACUCUGAAUGGCAGUGCUGCUCACUCUGCAUCACUGCCCCAAGAAGCACCUCUAGUAGCCAUCUGAGGAGUGGCCAAUUGAGUUAUCACUAGGCUGUAAUGUAAACACUGCAUUUUCUCUAAAAAGACAGUGUUUACAGCACAAAUCCUGAAGAGAAUGAUUAUACUCACCAGAACAAAUGCAAUAAGAUGUAGUUGUUCUGGUGACUAUAAGAAUAAUAAUAAUUUGCAAUAUUUAUAGCGCUUUUCUCCCUGUGAGACUCAAAGCACUUUACAAAUAUACAAACAUAAAGACAUAAAGUUAGGACUUUUUUUACUUUUUUUACAACUAUAGUGUCCAUUUGAGAUAAAGUUUAGAGCUAUUGCUGAUAGUCUUGUUAAUUUAUGUUCACCAUUUAUGACCUAUCCUCCAUAUCUUUAAAUCUCAAAUACUUUCUCCUCUGUUUAUUUAGUUUUCCUCAUUAACUGCAAUUUCUCACCUCAAUAUCUGUGUCUUCCCAACCUUUAAAUUGCUGUUUGAUCUAACCCAGACUCUCUUUUGCAGCCUGAGUCCCACACACACCAACAUAUAGCUCCCAAGACUCUCAGCUGCAAGCCUCAUGCAGAGGUAGCUCUCUUGGAUGGCUUCCUGCCCACCCCUCCCCACACCACCCCAAGUUUCUCAUUACAUUUAUAGAUAGGAAAAAUUACCUGACAGUCUAAACACACUAUGUUUCUCAAACACUCAUCACCUCCUGGCCUUUUAACCCCUCACACCUCUCUUGUAACUCUAAUAUACAAUCAUAUUUAAUUCUGCAUUACUGAAAUUCCUACUCCCCUUCUAUAAAAUAUAAAAUCUUUCAUUCUUCUUAUAAAAUGUCCUCCCUCGUAUUCUUUAUCUUCACCAUCACUUCUGUCAUUGUCAAUAAAUCAUCAACAUACUGGAGGAGGACCACAUCUGGGUGAGAUUUCUGCCAGGGUUCAAGGACAGUAGACAUGGAUUUGGCAAAUUGUGUUGGAGAGUUUUGUGCACCUUGAGGCAUGACAGUCCAUGUAUAUUGCUGAUGGUCAUGUGUAAAAAGCAAAGAGAUACUGACAUGAGGGAUCCAGGGGCACACUGAAGAAGGCAUUUGCAAGGUCUACCACUGUGAAGAAUUUGGCAGUUGAAGGCACUUGUGACAACAAGGUGUGUGGAUUUGGAACGACUGCCGUGUCCCGUUUGGUAACCUCAUUGACAGCACGGAGAUCCUGGACCAUGUGGUAUUGGUCUGGUUGGCCCUUUACAGUUUUCUUCUUGACAGGAAACAGGGGAGUGUUGCACUGGGAAACACAUUUGAUUAAAGCACCUUUUGCAACCAGACUUUCAACAGAGAUGGCAAGAGCUUGUGCAUGUUUCAAUGGGUACUGUGGCCGUCGUGGUGGGGUAGCACCUUCAAUGAGUGUAACUAUCACAGGUGGGACCCGGAGGCGGCCAAUAUCAUCCGGGCCUGUAGACCAAAGUUUAUUUGGGACCGUAUCAGCGCACUGGGGUAUGCGUGGACCCUUGUUUCCUCUGUGGGGGAUGUCAUGUGCAUGAGUAGGGGCAAAGAACAGAGAUGUCUUACGAGAAAGUUGGGUAAGUAAUUGUACCUGACCAUCAGCGGUGAAGGAGACAGAUGCCUGAAGAUGAGACAAUACAUCAGCUCCUAAGAGGUUAAUGGGACAAGUGGAUGAAACAACGAACCGGGAGAGAAUGUUAGACCCAACUCGCAAGAGUUUAGUUAAUGGGUUGUUACGGGGGGGUACCAUGAACGCCCACACAAGAAACAUCGAGGUCAGAUAAGUAAGAAGGAUCUGGCAGGUCUUAUUCCCUGAGGACACUGCGUGCUGCACCUGUGUCAACUAGAAAGGUAGUAGGAUGACCCUCAACUGGUAAUACUGGUAGCUAAGGACCCCCCUUUGUCCCCUGCAGACACUGCCAUAACAGAGGUGUCAGACACAGGUUUGCUGGUUACUUAUUGUACGAGAUCUAGAUAGGAUUGAUCAGGGCCAUUUUAAUGACGUGUAGUAGGGUGACUUGAUUGAUGACCUUGACGGGCAGGACGAUAAUGAUUGGAUGUUGGGUGAUCAGUUUGCUGAAAGUCAUCUGAAUCAUAAUUAACUGGGGGAGGGUGUGCAUUAAAUUGAUUAGGUUGAUAAGUAGUUUGGGAAUAAUCUUGUGGUGGGUCGUAUGGUGCUUGCGGCUGUGGGUGCGUCUGUGGAGGAGAACGAUGUUGAGGACUCCCAUAUGUAGCUGUAUGAGUGUUGGGGUGCAUUGGAGGUCUGCUGAGUGGCGGGCGAAAUACCCGUGGGUGUGGGAAAUCCCUGCGGAAAUUACCUGGUAGGGUACAAUUAAAGCAUACCCUGGCCGGAGGUCUAGGUACUGGGGACUGUCCCUGAGUAGCUGGCAUGAUAGCCAAUGUGGGAGGAUUCUGGGGCCCCAAGGCGGGUCUGGAAGUAGGGCUGAAAGUGGAAAACAUGAGUGGAUUACUUCUCUUCUGUGAUGGCUGCAGAACUGAUUCUAAACCCUUUGCUACCAACAAGCGAGUAUCCAAAGGAAUAAUUCUGUAUUUGGGACGUGCAAGUACUAAGCCUUUCCUAAUGGUCUCCUUAAGACCAGCCACAAAGGAGGCUGACAACAUCUGGGUAUGUGCUUUGUUAUAUACACUGAAACCAAGAUCAAAAAAUGUUUGGGUUAACCUGGAGUGAUAUUUUUCUACUGACUCAAGUUUGUCUUGUAUGAUAUAAUUAAUGCAAGUGUCCUGGUCAGCCAGUUUGUCCUGGGCCCAGGCCCUGAGUUGCUCACAGAAAACAAUGCCUGACUGAAAAUCCAUAUCAUUGGUGAGGACAGCAUCAUUAAAACUCCUUUCCAUAAUUGGCCAGUAGGCAUCCCCAGCCUUGAUCUCACAUAAACUGUACAAAUCACGCCAAGCUGCUGAAUACGUUUUACGAAUCUGAGAAAUUCUUCAGAAAAAGGGCAUGGGUUGUUUUUCUGGAUCGGGGAGAGAAGUUACCAGGGUCGCAGCUUGAGAUGGGUUAAAUGUAACAUACAUUGGCUGGGCACCUUCCACUGCUGACGAGGCAGGGAGGUGAGUAUCUGCAAUGGCCUGUCUCUGGGAAAAUCUGUUAUUUGAGGGACGGAAUGGGCUAAGCUCUGGCACAUUGUUGUUCCCGGGUGGGACUGGGGGACCAUGGUAACUAACAACAUCAAAUGAGUUGGGGGCUGGAGCCAUCGGGGCGUUGGAACCGGGAGGACCAACAGCGAUGGUCUGGGGGGUGACUAACUGAGACAUAGUGGGAUGGAAACCUGAGGCAGCGGGAGAAGCGUCGGCAGCCUGAGGUUGUCCCGACGUGCCAGACUCAUUUGUCCCAACAGUCAUGAGUGGGUAACUGGGGGUGUUUAUUGGAGGGGCAGGGAUGGGGGUUGGAGCGGGUGAAGGUGUGGGUUGAAUAAGCUGAGACAGGUGAUUGGAGAGAGAGGAGAUGAGUGACGUGAGAUCAUGGGAGGAGACACCAGGGUUGGAGGUAGGAGGGGAAGGAGAAUCCGGAACAGAAACAGGAAGAGCAGGUUGGGGAGAAGGAGGAGGAGAAAUAGGCGGGGUAGUGAACUAGGCUAGAAGGACGGAAAUAAGUGACGUAACGUUGGUAUCAGGGGAAGGGGGAGAAGGAGGUUCUGACAUGGGGGCUGCAGAGAUGGGAGGAGAUGGAACAGUGAGAGUGGAGGCAGGGGCGAGGAAAGUAGAGAGGGUGGAGAUAAGGGACGGAAGAUCACGAGGAGGGGAGGGGGGAUCUGAAAUGGGGCAGGAGGAGUAGGAAGGGGUGGAGAAUUAGGAGUGGAAGUAGAGGCAAAGAGGGCAGAUGAAAAGUCAAGGGGGGGUGAGAAUACGGGAAGAGAAGGUUCUGGAAUAGGAGCAGGAGGAAUGGAGAGGGGUUGGGAAGUAGGAGUGGAGGUAGAAGUGAGCGAAGUGGCGAGGUCUGAAACGAGAGAGGAAAGAUUGGGGGAAGGAGAGAAUACAGGAGGUGAAGGUUCUGGAAUAGGAGCAGGGGGAGGGGAAAGGGGUAGAGAAGUAGGAGUGGGGGUAGGAGUGAGUACAGUGGUGAGGGCUGAGACGAGAGAGGAAAGAUCGGGGAGGAGAGGAUACAGGAGGUGGAGAAGGCUCUGGAACAGGAGCAGGGGGAGUGGAAAGGGGUAGAGAAGUAGGAGUGGGGGUAGGAGUGAGCACAGUGGUGAGGGCUGAGAUGAGAGAGGAAAGAUCGAUAGAGGGAGAAGGGAGGGGAUUGGAAAUGGGAAGGGGAGAGGAGUCUUGGACAGGGAUCGGAGGGGCAGCAGAGAGUGGGGAAAUCGGGGCUGGAGUGGCAGGAACAAUAGGGGGAGGAAUCGUGGGUACACCAGGGGACAUCGUGGAUGAUGGCAAUGAGGAAACCGGGGCAGAAGGAACAACAGGGAGAAGGGCCAGUGAGGUCUCGGAAGAAAUAAUGCAUGUUGGGAGAGUGGGAACAGGGAUUGGAACAAUGGGAGGUAUGGUAGUGAGUGAUAAGGAGAAGGCAACAUCGGGAGGGGGAAUAGGGAAAGAUAGUGAUGAUGGGGCGACAUCAGUAAUGACAUGUGGUAGUGAAGGAGAGGAGACAUGAGCAAGAAGUGGGGAGGGAACGGAAAUAACAGGUGAUAUGGCUGAUGGUGAUGGGAGAGGGAAAGGAUAAUAGUAGGAUCCGUCCACCCCGAGGACAGGGUACAGAGGGGUGGGAGGCCCUUUGGCAACGGGAGGUAGAACAAUGGGGGGCGGAGAUGGGGCAGUGUUUGAGGAGGAGGGACAUGGUUCGUUUGUGGUAUUCUGGGCACCAUCAUAGGGUGGUGGCUGGGGAACAACAGUGGAUGAAUCAUCAUCAUUGCAAACAUUUCUGUAAUACACAUAAAUUGCUUGUCCUCCAAAAUCAAUUUCCUCUUCUGACCAACCCUCCCAUUUGAGUCCUCUGGCUACACGAUACCAAGCCUUUUGUCAACCCAUUAUCCAGUAAUAUACCCUCUUUAUCAAUGAGCAAUUUUCUCCAAAACUCUGGCUGUAACCUACCACUGGGUGACAUUUGGAAACCACAAACCUUCGCUAUCUUUUUCAUCUUUAACAUAGCUUCCUCUCCUGCUCUUUCUUUAACAGUAUCACAAGCUAAGAGACCCUUGGGUGUCUAGCAUAUUCCUGUCCCAUAUUUAUCAAACAAGGUUCUUCCUGUAAGAGGGACAGAGAUAGAGAGAGGAAAAAGAGAAGGAAUGUCUACAGUGCUCGACUGCCACGAGGAAUUAAUUCCUGUGCGUCUUCCCAAAAUGUAGACUAGUCACGGGAUCCGCCCACCCGAGAUGGUGGCCACGGAUCUGUGCGGGCGAGCGUGGGUGACUAACACAGCUCUGGGCAACAAGUACAAAAGAGGUAGAGAAUUGAGGAGAAAGUGAACGUAGAGAGACUAAUCAAUAAAUAUUUGCAAGAAUCACAAAUACAGAGAUGUGCACAUAAUACGGAAUAGAGUACGAACCACACAACACACACACGCAAUGAGGGUACCCACACUAUGGCCACAACUGAACAAGGAACAAUAAAAGUGUGAACAUAGCAAUGGUUAAAUAGUAAAUAAACUCUGUUCUGCUUCGAACAGUGCAACACAAUUCACAGCCUUUCUUUAGGCUAUCCCCAGCCCUUCACGGGGUGGACAACAAAAACCCCAACCCUUUACCGGGUGGUCAACAAAAUCCCAGCCCUUUACCAGGCGGUCGCAUCCCCUGCCCGCUAGGCAGUCAAGCAAUAACAGUAAAUGCGUUCCCUGCCUGCAAGGCAGUCAAGCUAUAACAAUAAAUGCAUUGUCUGCCCGCUAGGCAGUCAAGCUAUAACAAUAAAUGCAUUCCCUGCCCGCUAGGCAGUCAAGCUAUAACAAUAAAUGCAAACCACACACCCGCCAUCACACACACAACUUUCAGGAGGCAGACAAUCGACAGGUUCGUUAAAAAAAAAAGGCACCGGAUAAGAGAAUACCUGUCUUGUAGCCUUCUGGAAGCCGGAAGUGGACACGGAGACAGACCGACACAAAACAGGAGAAUACAGGCAAACUGCUGUAUUAGGAGGUGAUCAGGCUCCGGUUGUCCCACUUUCUGGAGGUCCGUCCCACUUUCCGGAGGUCCGCCCCACAUUGGGCGCCAAAUGAUGUGGAAAUCAAUCAAUAAGUUGAUUAUCUUGUGUAUCUGCCCCUGGCCAAAUUAAAGAAAUAAUGCGUGCACGCUCCUGAAGUAAUUCACACCAGACACAAGUUUUGGGUUAAUGAAAAACUUGAGGAAUGUUUAUUCAGGGGGGACAUGUCCCCUAUAAAGCAAAAUUACAUCAUAAGCAUUGUCAGAGAUAACAUGAAAUAAUACAUCAGUAAUUGGUUAGGUGUUAAGUGGCUCAUUUAAUGCUCUGCCUACUGAGUGUGAUGUCAUCGGCAUCUUAGAAGUCUCCCCCAGAUUCCAGUGCCAUCUUGUUAAUGAGGGUGUUAGUGUUAGAUGUUAAAGGGGAAACUCCCAAGCGGCCAUUUUGGGUAAAUCACAUAGAAAGUUGAAUAAUGCUGAUUGUAGUUGUUCUGAGUAAAUAGACAUUUUACUAAUAUAAAUUGGGUUAAUAUAUUUAUCCACAACAGCUUUCCCUAAUUUAUGGUUCUGUCCUUCAUUCCUGUUCCGCUGUCUUCUUCCUUGGUGUCCAUCUAUUGACACCAGGGAAUUGUCCCCAAGAAAACACAGCAUGAACAUAAUUAGAUGAGGCAGCAGAGCAUUUUCUGUGUAGUUAUUUUUAUUUUAUUUUUUUAAAUUUGCCAAUUUUUAUUGCGUUUAGGGUACAAAAGAAAAAGGAUGGUGAGGGUUGGGUGAAAGUUGCAUAUACAGUAGCUUGGUUUACAAUUUUGAACAUACAUGUGGAAUCGCAUUUGAUUAUACGAGUGUUUUUGCAAUAAACAUACAUGUGGAAUCGCAGUUGAUUGUACUCGUGUAUUUGUAAUAAUCUUGGUAGACAGAAAGGGAGGUAAUGGGGAUAACUGUGGUGUCCAACCUGGUUAGUUUGCGCUAUGCAUUUUCGCUUCUAAUGGUUUCCGAUUCUUGCCUUUUUGCUGAGUCAGUCUUUUUUGUAUGCAUGCAUGUUAAAUGGCUCUAACUAAGCUUUGUAUAAUCAAUAAGUAUUCUGCACUCCUUCGGUUAUCCGUGUUCAGUUACUCAGGUAUGUGGUCUGUAUCAGUGUGUCACCUGGAUGUUUAUUAUCAGUCCGGUACGGGUUAGGUGUGAUCGGUGACUCUCGGUUAGCUAUCUGGUUGUGUGUUGGAUCGUGAGUAGCUGUUGUCAGCGUCUGUGUUUUUCUACUUCCAACUCGUCUAAUUUUUUUUUAUUGGGCCAGUCCCUUUUCGAAUGGUGCGUAGUUAUUUUAACAAUUAACAAUCUUAAUAAUUAUAAUAUUAAUAGUAAUGCCCUGUACAGUAAUUAUACUAAUAAUAGUAAUUAUAUUAAUAAUAAUUAUAAUAUUAAUGCCCUGUGCAGUAAUAAUAAUAAUAAUAAUGCCUUGUGCAGUAAUUAUAAUAAUAAUAAUAAUAAUAAUAAUAAUGCCUUGUGCAGUAAUUAUAAUAAUAAUAAUGCCCUGUGCAGUAGUAAUAAUAAUAAUAAUAAUGCCUUGUGCAGUAAUAAUAAUAAUAAUAAUAAUUCCUUGUGCAGGCCUGUCUCCAGUGACAAUCAUUGACAAGGCACAGGCUCCGCCCACAUGGAUAUCCGAUCCCCACCUGCCACUCAGAUCACUCGCUUUUCACGUGCACACUUUAAGAACGUGCCAUUAAGCCAAUCAACGGUCUCAGUUGGCGUUGGGAAGGCGGUGCCGAGCCGGCUUCAGUCUGUGUGGGCGUGGUUUGAUGGAGUCCUGGGAGGGAUGCUGUUGUGGGCGUGGCAUCGUGUAAGGAAUCCUCCACUUACCUUGUUCUUCAUUGCUCCCUGCUCCGUGUCACCGAGCGGCCUGUAUCAGCAGCACGGACACCCCCGGUAGGUGAGCCGGUAACCCCGGCUGGGCACAUUGUGGGUAUCUCUGCCCUCCGCUGAGGGAGGGGGCGCUGUCACGUGGGCAGAGUGUGGGCUAUUUAAAGUGGUGGGGACACCCCGAGUCAGGUUACCGGCUUCUAUCCCGGGACCCCCGGCAGCCAUGUACGGUGCGCCCACAUUGCACCCACAAUGAGCGCCCACAUUGCACCCCCAGCCCUGGCUGCCUGUGGGGGGACUUAUUCUGGCAUUGCAUUAUGGGAGUUGAAGUCCAAGCACAGCAGGAGGGCCAAGGUUAAACAGCCCUACUCUCUGUUAUUACAAUCCUCAGAGCUGGGCUGCUCUGCCUGCCACUCACCCUGUGUUAUGGACCUGGGAUGGGGAGCCAGCCACGCUGUAUCAUUAUUACUAUUGGGGACUUUAUACUGCCAGGGGGUGAUGCAUCAUUACUAUUGGGGACUUUAUACUACCAGGGGGUGAUGCAUCAAUUCUAUUGGGGACUUUAUACUACCAGGGGGUGAUGCAUCAAUUCUAUUGGGGACUUUAUACUACCAGGGGGUGAUGCAUCAAUUCUAUUGGGGACUUUAUACUACCAGGGGGUGAUGUAUCAUUGCUAUUGGGGACUUUAUACUACCAGGGGGUGAUGUAUCAUUGCUAUUGGGGACUUUAUACUACCAGGGGGUGAUGUAUUAUUGCUAUUGGGGACUUUAUACUACCAGGGGGUGAUGUAUCAUUGCUAUUGGGGACUUUAUACUACCAGGGGGUGAUGCAUCAUUGCUAUUGGGGACUUUAUACUACCAGGGGGUGAUGCAUCAUUGCUAUUGGGGACUGUAUACUUCCAGAAUCAGUACCAGCCUAGGUAUUGGCUUAAUUGACUGUCCUAGCUGUGUUUUAAUUGGUUUUAAAAUGUUUUCAUUAAACAUUGAAAAUUGAAAUGGAGACUUUAGAUUACGUACCUACUCAGUAUGCAGAAAGCUGGGGGAAAGCUAAGGUUAGAUAUACGUACCUAAAGUUCUGCCUUGCAGGUGCACCUAUGUUUUAUCCUUUGGUGCUUCAUCUACCAGGAGCCUGUUUUCUGUCGUGCAGAUAUGCAAGGGUACAGCAUUGAGGCCCAUGAAGGAUCCUGCAUUUUUCUAAAACUACCAGAAGCUGAAUUUACUUUUCUUGGUUAAAUACUUUAUUAUAAAACUUUCUGGCAGUUAUCCCCAAUAUUAUUCAAUUAUUCAUUCAAAGAAUUGCUAGAGAUAAUUUCCUUAUUAAUACAUGGUGUAGGUUAGUCCUUGCUUAGAUCCUACAAUUUUGUUCACUGUUGGGAUUAUUGAGAAAACUGUGAAAUGUGGAUUUUACUUUUUUUCUGGUAAUUCACUUUUCUUUACUGCUAUGGAGUUUAGUAAAGAGAGUUAUGCACAAUACAAAGCCUCCUGUCAUGUAAUAAAAUUGUAUUUUAAUGAGAAGAACCCCAAUAAUUGUGGUUCUGUUGAAUAAAAUUAAAGCAUUACUGUCUGGGGAAUUUGAGGAAUUCAAAAGACUCCCGAUGGUGACAUCGCCCUUGAGUGUCUGGUGGUCGGGGGCAGGUAAAGGUGAAAUUUACUUGCCUGAACCUACCCUUCUUGUGAGUUUGGCCAUCUUGUUCCUGCGUGUCCCUGCUGUCUUAUCUGCCCGUGCAUAAGAGUACAUCAUUGAGGCCUAUAGAAAAUCUGACACGACCCUGGGGUUCUUCAUAGACAGAGCCAAUUCCCUGUACCCCUGUAUCUUAUAACAUUGUGUAAAGCAUACAUAUGUCAAAAAAAGUAGUGGAGAAGAUACGGGUUUCGCUGUAAGUCCCGACAGCCAUGUUUAUCAGGAACUACAUUUCGUCUCUGUCAAUGUAAAUUGGAUGGACUUUACAGUGAUUAUGUUGGUUAUGCAUUAUGAGAUGGACACACUACUGCAGUGGUUAUGGUCCAAAGAGUAUUUGGUAUUGUCCUUCCUGUUUGUGUCAAACCAUUUUUAAGCCUCUCUGCUGUUGUUGCUUGAAUACUAUUAACAUUACCUGUCCUAUCUUUGACUUCAGUGAUAGGUUGUGAGUGUUGGUGUAGCUCCUCUCCCAGUAAAUUUGAUGGAGUAAGUUCACUUUCGCAUAUCUAAGCUGCAAUCAAGGGGUUGGGCUAUAGGAGAGACUUUGUCAGACCUCUCAAAUUGUUUGACACAAGCAGAUGGGAUGGUGCCCAAAAACUCUUUGCACAAUUAUUUCUACAAUUAGCUGUUGUGAUUAUGGUACUCUGUCCAUUUUAUAUUGAUGCAGAUAAGCCCUACUUUGUUUAGCGUAUAGUUAUCAAAUAAAAAGCAUACAAUCGCAGUUUUAAAUAAAAAAUAAAAAAAAGCAAAACAAACUCAAAACUAUUAAAAUAACAUACCAUGUAAGAUGCAAGUUAUUUAAACCUGAAGUAAAUUGCAUGUUUAUAUUUUAUAAAUCCAAAACCUUUUUAUGUUCAGUAAACCAGAUUAUAUUUCACUGCUGUAUUUAUUGUUUUCAUGCUGCUUGUUUAAUAUUAUUCAUGUGCGUUAAAAUGUAGUUUUUUCCUAUUUACUUUGCAUGAAUAAGUGUGUGUGCUUGUAUUGGUCAUGGAGUACUUACUGUAACUCGUGCAUUCUACAUUGUAUCUGUCAAGCAAGUAGCAUUUCCUUUUAGGUGUAUAGAUGCUCAUGCUAUGGGGGUCAGUGAGCAGUUCAUUGAUAUUCUGUAGUGCAUGUGCAGCAAACCGUUCAUGAGUAGACCGGAGGGGACAUAUAAAAAAUGGCAGUCAUUUAAUAUUACAUAUUCAUCUCUGCUAAGAUAGGGAUCAGUUUAAUCCAGUACGUUCCACUAUUACUGUAGUAUCUGUGGAUACGUAUUAAUGGUGUUCGCUUUAAAAACUAAAAAAAAAUUCACUACACAUAAUACAAAAUUGAGCAGGAAUUGCAAAAUAGAUUAAUCGAUUUUGGCUAAACUCUGUCAAAAGCUAAAAUCAUGUUGGUGUUUAGUAAGUUACACGUCCAGUAAUGCACAAGCUAAACUGAGUGACCUUGGUGAACAAUACUUACUAUAAAAAAAAUCUUAUGUAUUUCAGCUAAGAUAACACAGAAACAAACCAUUUUCUGCUGGAAAAACUUGAUAGACUAAAAUUCAAACUUUUGUGACCAGAAGUCAUUUAAUUAAAUCCCUGGGGCUAAACACAAGUGACCUUGCUGGAUUCCUUAACCACAGCCUGAGGUCAGUAAAGCCUGUUCACUAAGCAGGGCUUGGCUAUUUGCAGUUGAAAAUAGCCCAGCUGGAAAAAACAGAUGAUUAUGAAAAUCACAUCCUAGGCCUUACUUUUAACUGCCUUUUGGUAUGAAUAUCUCUCCAGUACACAAUUAAAUUAGGAUAUAAAUGUUUGGACCUGUUGGCUUAAUAAAGUAGUAACAAGAAAUGUGUAAUGUGGGGUGGGAGCGAUUGCAGAUUUGAUGUGUAUGAUAGUAAAACUUUUUUCCGAUUUUAAUUGUUCUGACCAUUAGCUGCAUUUUAGUUGUACUUCCAGUUUCAAUACAGUUAAUGGUCAGUGACCAGGUUAGCUAUUCCUUUGUCUCUACAAUUUCCAGUUUGCUUGUUUUGUUUGUUGUUUUGUUUUGUAAAUAAACAAACUUAAAAGGACUCUGCAGUUCUCCUCCAGCAUAUCAGAUGACUUAGACAAUAGCUGGACUAGCUGUUCUUUCUGGGAUAGUCUGACUGCCUUCCAAAGUUUCCUUGAAAUACCAUGCAGUGUUUGAUGGGUAACUAAUCUAACCGGAAAAGAAUGAGCUAAACCUGUUUCUCAAAGGGUCAAUUUCAGGGUGCUUCACUAAAUUCCAAAUUGUAGCAAACUAAAAUCUGAAUGGUGACAAUGAGGCUACAUUAUCUGACCUGGGAGGAUUUUAUUUUGUUUGCUUUUCUUUUUUUUUUAAUCCUUAAUUUAGUUUAUCUUAAAGCAAAACAGCAACAAACUCAGCUUGCUUACUGGGCUAGUGCAGCAAGGCAAGUGUGUGUUGUUGUGUUUUUUUGUUUUUGUUUUUUUUUCGUGCAAAAAGCUCACAUUUAGCAGUUCUGCUUUAAAACCCCAAAACCAAUGUGCUCUUUUUUUCCUAUAUAGUUAUUCACACUGGCUGUCCCUCUGUGUGAGAUGGCAGGUCUAAAUCUGAGUUUAGAUUAGGAUUUUAGACCUGGCAUCUGGGAUUUGUUAGCACACUCAGCCCCUGAGGUGGUCAGUUGCCUGUGAGUGGAGGAAGGUGGUCGGCCAACUCCUAAAUAGACGGCCAGCUGAUGGAGAGCAUGGGGUGUGCGCACAGGCGGGAGGCUCCUGAAGGAUUGAGAAAGACAGGCGCGUGAGGAAGCUGUAACCUCCGUCCCUGCUCUACUCUCUUGUGCGUCCUCCAGUGAUGCCGGGAGCCGGAAUAUGACGUAAUUCCGGCCCCGGUAUCACUAAAAUGCACUCUAUGGAGCAGAGCAGGGAGAUGACUAAAGCCCCACUGGACCCCAGGGAAAGCCGAACCACUCCAGCUCCAGUUAGGGAGGCUGGGUGGUCACCUUAAUGUGUGUUAUUGCAGUGACUGUGUGUGUUUAGGUGACCAGUCCCCCUUCCAUCACAUGGGCAAGGUUUUUACUCACCUUUUUCCCCCCCACGCUGUGCUGUUCUUGCCUUAGCUGGCCUUGCCUCCAUGACUGCGAUCAUCAAUCUUGAUGAUCUCAGCCAAUCCAAGGCUUUCCAAUAGGAAAUAAGUGGUAGAGGUUAACACAGUAAGGGAGUUUAAGCAUGCGUGGGAUAGGCAUAAGGCUAUCCUAACUAUAAGAUAAGGCUAGGGACUAAUGAAAGUAUUUAGAAAAUUGGGCAGACUAGAUGGGCUGAAUGGUUGUUAACUGCUGUCACAUUCUAUGUUUCUAUAAAGUUGAUGCCAUUGUAACUGCUAAAUAGAAAUAAAUAUAAUCACUACACAAAACACAACUUGUAGUACUUUAGAGAACACCAUUUUAUAAAUCCUUUUUCUUACAGAUGUAGCCCAACAAAUCAAAAACAUUGUAACUGAAGACAUAGUUAAAUAACUAAAAGAUAACCAACAAAAAAAAUAAGCUGUUAAUGUGCUGUUGUCUAGUGGAACCUAGCAACAUCCAAAGAGCUCUUCAAUUAGCUUGCCAGUUGUUUUCCGUCUAAAACAUUUAACAAGGUUGGGUGUGCAUUGGUACACUUACACAGGUUAACAUGUUUAUAGAGGUGAUACUCUAAAAAUUUGAAUAUCGUGCAAAAGUUCAUUUAUUUCAGUAAUGCAACGUAAAAGGGGAAACUAACAUAGGAGACGCAUUACAUGCAAAGCAAGAUCGUUCAAGCCGUGAUUUGUCAUAAGUGCAAUUAUUAUGGCUUACAGCUCAUGAAAACCCCAAAUCCACAAUCUCAGUAAAUUAGAAUAUUACAUGCAAUCAAUAAAACACGGAGUGUACAUAGAACAAUAUCGGACCUCUGAAAAGUAUAAGCACGCAUUUGGACUCAGUACUUGGUUUGGGCUCCUUUUGCAGCAAUUACUGCCUCAAUGUGGCGUGGCACUGCUGAGGUGUUAUGGAAGACCAGGAUGCUUAAAUAGCGGCCUUCAGCUCUUCUGCAUUGUUCGGUCUCAUGUCUCUCAUCUUACUCUUGGCAAUGCCCCAUAGAUUCUCUAUGGCAGGGGUCCUCAAACUGCGGCCCUCCAGAUGUUACUGAACUAUAACUCCCAUGAUUCUUUGAAUUUCAUAGAGAGCCAGAGAAUCAUGAGAGUUGUAGUUCAGCAACAUCUGGGGGGCCGUAGUUUGAGGACCCUUGCUCUAUGGGGUUCAGGUCAGACGAGUUUGCUGGCCAAUCAAGCACAGUAAUGCCACGGUCAUUGAACCAGGCUUUUGGCAGUGUGGGCAGGUGCCAAGUCCUGCUGGAAAAUGAAGUCCACAUCCCCAUAAAGCUCAUCUGCGGAAGGAAGCAUGAAGUGCUCCAAAAUCUCCUGGUAGACGUCUUUGUUGACCCUGGACUUAAUGAAGCACAGUGGACCAACACCAGCAGAUGACAUGGCUCCCCAAAUCAACACAGACUGUGGAAACUUCACACUGGACUUCAAGCAAAUUGCAGUGUGUGCCUCUCCAUUCUUCCUCCAGACUCUGGGUCCUUGGUUUCCAAAUGAGAUGCAAAAGUUGCUCUCAUUAGAAAAGAGGACUUUGGACCACUGAGCAACAGACCAGGUCGUUUUUUUCUUUAGCCCAGGUAAGACGCUUCUGACGUUGUUUGUUAUUCAGGAGCGGCUUGACAAAAGGAAUACGACAUCUGAAGCCCAUGUCCAGGAUCUGUCUGUGUGUGGUGGCUCUUGAUGCGCUGACUCCAGCCUCAGUCCACUCCUUGUGAAAGUCCCCAACACAUUUGAAUGGCCUUUUCCAGACAAUCCUCUCCAGGCUGCGGUCAUCCCUGCUGCUUGUGCACCUUUUUCUGUCACACUUUUCCCUUCCACAUAACUUUCUAUUAAUGUGCUUUGAUACAGCACUUUGGGGUCAUCCAACUUCUUUCGCAGUUACCUUUUGAGGCUUUCCCUCCUUACAAUGAUGGUUUUCUGCACAACUGUCAGGUCAGCAGUCUUCCCCAUGAUUGUGAUUCCUACUGAACCAGACUCUGAGACCAUUUAAAGGCUCAUAAACCCUCUGCAGGCGUUGUGGCUUACUUAGCUGAUUAGAGUGGGACACUGUGAGCCUAGAAUAUUGCACCUUUUCACAAUAUUCUAAUUUACUGAGGGUUUUCAUGAUCUGUAAGCUAUAAUCAUCACAGCUUGAACUAUCUUGCUUUGCAUGUAAUGAGUCUAUCUCUUAUAUUAGUUUCACCUUUUACGUUUGUGGCGGAACCAACCUCGCCACUGUGCACUGGAGAAGCCUGGUUGCUCGUCUGCUCCCUGUAGACUAUGGCCCCUGUUCUUUUACCCUGCAGAAAGGCUGGUUUGUGCCUUUCUGCAGACUGUUAAAGCCAUGCUACCCCCGAUAGCUAUGCCAUGGAGCCCAGCCGAAUACUGAAAGACUUUGGCUCCAUGGCGAUUGAACUGUAUGUAUGUGAUCUGAGCGCCAUCCAGUAAUAAUGUGCGCUCAGAUCUAAGCUAUCUGGGGAUAGGUAGAAUGUCUGUAUUUUAUGUAAGAAAGGUAACCUUGUGUAUUUUAUUGUAUUUUACUUUCUUUUUACGGCCAUGUGCUUAAUGGAGUUUUGCCUCUGUCCUUGGAGAUAAUUGGAUUACUUCCCAAUUAUCUCCAGGAUAGAAGACUCUGUGGAACUGGUUUUGGGCAGAAAAGCCAUGCUUCAUUUGCUCACAAAGGACUUCGAUCUAUCUUUUGAAUCAAUGGACCAAUUUGGAUGAUUUUGACAUAUGUUUGUAUUUGGAAUAUGCUGAUUCAGUAAGUUUUAUGUGAAUGUGAUGCAUACUUUCAAAGUUAUGAAUAAUGUGGAAAAACUGUAUUCCUCUGCCUGUGAUAAUUAUAUCACCCAUUGUGUUUAGUAAUCAUAUCACAGGCAGAGGGGAGGAUUUUAUGUGGGAGUGUCUGUGUGUAUUUUACGGAUUGAUGGGUUGUUCUGUAAAACCCUGUGGGCAAUACUAUGUUUGUGGAUUGGGAAAAAAAGAGGCUGUAUGUGAGAUUCUGCUUGACCCUCAAACGAAGUGUCGUCUCGUUAUUGGGGGGAAUUGGAUUGUAUGCUGACUGCCAGGAGUGUAACCCUUUCGUAUGGUUUUCCUGAUUAGAUUUUUCUAGUGUUCAUGUGUUUCCAGUUCUGGAGAUCGGUGCUUACAGUAGCUGUCGGUGUAUCUGGAAAGGGGAAUAUCGCCUAAAUGGUUUUUAACCUCUGGUGAGGAAAACGGUCCGUUACAACGUUGCAUUGCGGAAAUAAAUGAACUUUUGCACGAUAUUCUAAUUUUUCAAAUAUCACCUGUAUAAGUGUGCAUUGAUGUUGCCUUGCACAUAGAAAGCUCCCGCUCACUACUCUGAAAGUAAUGUGGUUGUAACAGAGCUUUCUGUACCUCCGCCAAGGACCGCUUCCUAGCUGGAACAGGGGACAAACCACAGCACUUCAGUUGCCGUGGCUUGACUGGGGCCCUGAAACCACUCCUUCCUGGAGCUGAAUGGGGCAUUAGCUCUAGUCCUUACAAGGACUUUCCCCAUUGAAUCCCCUGCAAGCUGGAACAGCAGACACAAGUAAAUCUUCUUUCCCUCCAAUAACAGGAUGACACACAGUUUUGGAGUGUAAACUGGAAUAGGAUUUUAAUGGAGGCACACUGGCCUUUUAUGCAAGUUUCCCAACAAGGGUGACACCCAGGUGGACUUUGUUGGGCACAGGGACACAGUGAAUAAACCAAUAAAAACAGUCAUACUGUGAGACAUGCCCAUGCACAAACAAUAGAAUCCCUCCUCUGUGCUUGGGAGAUAAUUGAAUCAGGAACUGUACUAAUCUAACCCCAUUAUCUCCAAGCACAGAAAAAUAUAAAAAGUUUUGAAACCCCAAAAAGUACCUUAAAAACACAUAAAACCCCUAAUAGCCCCGAUCUGGGUGAACAAUAUAUCCAAAAAUCACCCAGAUUGGUUCAGGAAUUUCCUGGAAGUCAUAGAUUUGACCGACCAUGCACAUGGUCCUAUGUCCAAAACAGUUCUAGGGAAAUCAGUGCUAACAGUCGGUCAAGUUCGGUAGUCUUUUACAGGUUUCCCUGCAGGGCCCAUAGUCUGUGGGCAGGAGACUGGCAAGCAAGCUCCUCCAGGAGCUCAUGGCAAACUCCCUUGGAGAGAGGAGUUUGUCACAGUGGUCUUGCAGAGUAUAUGUUUCUCAUUGGUGAAAUGACACGUGUUAGAAUAUUAGAUCUGUUUGUCAUCACUAUUGCUUUUCUUCUGUUUGUGAGCACCUACCUGUAGCUCUUAUUAGAGCAAGACUUUAUGUGCAACGUUAAAUCUGUUUUCUUGCAAGAUUAAACCGAUGACAAUCUAUAAUGGGUAAAGUGACAGUUCCAUUUUGUAUGUUAAAUAUAAAUCUUUGAGCAAGAGAAAGAUGUGCCUAUCCCUUAUACGUAAUAAAUUGUGUUUUGUGAGGUCUGAAAAUAGAUUGUAGAAGUGCACAACUCAAUAUUUAACUCUGUUUUGAAACAAAUGGUAAUUUACAUUUUUUUAUUUUUUAUUUUUUUUAUCAAUUCUUUAUUUUUGCAUUGACAGACAUUCAAGGUCAUAACAGUGUUGGCUUACGCAGAAGCCCAUUUUUCGAUUGUGCUUUAGUCAUGUUACAGAAAGGAAAUCUGUGUCCUUAGUGUACAUAAUAUAAAUUUUAGACAUAUUCCAUGUGGGUUGCGCAGAGGGGUCAUUUACAUUUUGGCUUCCUGGAAACUGUUUUGGAAGCUCUGCAGCAGCCUCCUGUGUGAUUAAAGUUCAAUUAACCAAGAAGGACUUCUAAAGAUAUCUCACUAUGCUGUAAGAUUUGAUUGAAAUGGAAGCAAUUUUUUUUUUUUUUUUUUAAAACAGGGUGGUGGGGCUUUAUCAAAAGUCCCAUUAUGACUUCAGAUAUCUUCUAGUGCAAACUCAGCGGUGAUUGCAGGAGGAGAGGGACAAUCUUUAAUUUACACAUUGCAGCACUUAGAGGAAGUGAUCCCAGAACACUUCCUCUCUGCACUUGUAACUUAGAGUCUGCACUGGAGUAGAGCAGGCUACAGCAGCUAUCGCAGCUCCUGUUUUUGACUGGUCCCUGGACAGCCCAGUCCCCACUGGACCCCAGGGAAGCCACCCACACUACGAGAUAUAUACACAGCUGCAGAAUAAGCCUCCCCCUAAUACAAAUAAUACACACAGUCCCUACAAGCACAACACUACUGAAAAUCUUCAUACACAAGCAGCCCCACAAAUACACACACCACCAAACACACUAUAUGAGAUAUGGUCCACAUACAUAGACCACAUUCAUAGGUAAACACACAAUACCACAAACUACUCAUGAACAUCUACAAUGUAACCGCCCACAUACACACAAAUGCAGCCUUACAAAGCAACUGCAGCACCCACAAGCAGAAUACGGCAACAUGAACCCCUCAAAAAAAAAAAAAAAAGAGGACUGGCACGCCAAGGGACUUCAAGAUCUUAUUUUGGCACAGUACUACUAAAAGAUUGCCUACCCCUGGAAUAGUGUAAUCUGAUUCGUUGGAAAAAUUAUCCUCUUCUGAUUUAACUUUUAAUUGUUCUCCUCUUAUUCUACAGGCACAAAGGAGCCCUCAAAACAGAACAUGUCCACUCCCAGCUGGAAACCCUUUAUAUAUGGAGGUUUAGCUUCCAUCACUGCAGAAUGUGGUAAGUUUUUAUUUAUUUAUUUAUUUAUUUUUUAUAUAGUUGCAGUAAUGUAACCUAUUAUGGUCUUACAUGGAGUGUUUUAGUGUUUAUUGGCUACAUACUAUUUUUGUUUGCACUAUAUAGUAUGGAAGACGCCGUUAAAGCGUCACUGUCAUGCCGAACUUGCCUUACCCUAAUUGCUUCCUCUUCUCUCCCUCUGUCAGGAUCUGUUCUUCAUUUCUUCCAGUCUGCUCUAGUUUUCUUUAAAACAUAAGACAAAGUAGGGACUAUUUUGUAUUAUGUACUUUUUCCUACGCUUGACCAGCGGAGGAGCAAAGUGUGCUCCAUUUCCUGUGGUCAGAGCAACUUCCCACAAUUCUUACUUUUCCUCCAUGAUCUCGCGAUGCCUCCUUUCACUAUUCCAGAACGUCCUGUCCUUUAGACAGAACGCCGGCAAAACUACCGAAUUUCGCCUAAUAGAAUGAGAACAGUUUGUUCAUUCAUGUUAGGACGACAAUCGGUACUUUUAAAGGGACACUGUAGUCAGCAGAACAACUACAGCUUAUUGCAUUUGUUCUGGUGAGUAGAAUCAUUACCUUCAGGCUUUUUGCUGUAAACACUGUCUUUUCAGAGAAAAUGCAGUGUUUACAUUACGGCCUAGUGAUAACUCCACUGGCCACUCCUCGGAUAGCUGUUAGAGAUCCUUACUUGGUCAUGGCUGCCUAAAAUGCAUCCAAGCAUUCAGUGUCUCCUCCCUCUGCAUGCAGACACUGAACUUUCCUCAGAGAUUAAUUGAUUCAAUUAAUCUCUAUGAGGAGAUGCUGAUUGGCCAGGGCUGUGUUUGAAUUGUGCUGGCUCUGCCCCUGAUCUGCCUCCUUGUAAGUCUCAGCCAAUCCUAUGAGAAGCAUUGUGAUUGGAUCAGGCCACCACUUCUGAUGUCAACAGACAGCUUGUUUUUCUGAGGCAAAUACAGCAUGCAGAGCUACAGCUUCAGGCUUGAAUACAAGUAUGAUUUUGCUAUAUUUAGGGAGGCAUGCUGGGUCUGGGGGUGGGGGCUAGAUGGUGGUUUUAACACUAUAGGGUCAGGAAUACAUGUUUGUGUUCCUGACCCUAUAGUGUUCCUUUAGAAUGAAAUUCUGAUCCGAUCCCCACGGUAUCAGGGAGCCAUCUACCAAAAGGCUGAAAGACCAACAUAGUGUGUGUGUCCCGAACCCCUACACGUGUCACGCGAGUGGUGACAUUUCACUUAAACAGGGGACAUAGGGUCUGCCUUGGCCCCCACCCAUGAGCUUAUAAAGCCUUCCCACGCCCUGCAAUUUGACUCAGAGCGCUCAGAUUGGAUGGUUUAAGCCAACUAUUAAGAGUGCUCUGAUUGGUAAAGUUUCCAAUGAGGCAAGGCUCAGAAUUUACCUAUCCGAGCGCUCUUAUUGGUUGGCUUGGAAUCCAACCAAUCUGAGUCAUUUUACACAGCGUGGGAAAGUUCUGAUUGGUAACUUGCAAGGCUCACAUAUGGUGUCUGGCACUUCCAUCAUAAAACAAAUGUUGGCAUCGCAAUGAUUUAUUUGAUCUUCACUCCAGCAUUGGGUGUCUGCCAGCAUGGAUUAAGAAUUUUGGAAUUUUGAGCCUUGCAAGUUACAAAUCAGAGCACUCUUAUUGGUUGGCUUAAACCAACCAAUUUGAGCACUCUGAGUCAAAUUGCAAGGUGUGGGAAGGCCCCGCGGAGCUCAGUCUGCACGGUGCCCUUGCUGGGUGAUGAUGGAUUAUUUUUUUAAAUUUUUUUUUAGGCAGCGGAUUUUUUUUUGUUUGUUUUUUUCUCGUCCCCCCCGGGCUGAAAAAAGGUUUUAACAAAAAAAAAAAAAAGACCUCAAAUGGUAAGUUUUUAAAAUUUAUUUACAGGUAUUUAGUUUUAUUGUCUCCCCUUCAUUAUUUUUAGGGUGAGGCGGGUAGGUAAGGCUUGAUUUCCAUUUUUAUUUUUUGGGGAGGGGUAUUUUUUACAUUUGGCCCCCACCCAUCGCCCAUGGGGGAGGGGGAGGACAAUAGGCCCUCCACUAUUGUCUUUUAGGGCCCCCACCCACGGCUCAUGGGUGGGGGCCGUGGGAGGUCCCUAUGUCCCCUGUUUAGUUGCAUAGUCCCCACUCACGGGGCACUGGUAAGGGCUAGGGGGUACACCAUGUCAUCCCCCCGCUAGUUAAUAGAUGCCCCGCCAUGGGGGUAUUUUUUUAUUUAGUAGACAAACUACUCGCUAUGCUGCGAGUAGGGGCAUUCAGGAGAUUUCAGUCUCCCUUAUGCUAAUAUAGGGGUCAUAUUGACCCCCCAUAGUGAGGUUGGACAUUGGGGGCCUAUGAAGUGGCGGGGAGCACAGCUUUGUGCCGCUUCUAUUUUUACAUAUUACAAGGAGAGAGCUGUGAACCAGUAUCUCCCUCCUUGUAAUAAACUGAACAAACGAACAACGAUGGUCUGUGUUUGUUCGUCUAAAAUUUCUAUUCAUUCCUUCGUCUUUCAGACAGUGUAAUAGAGCAGCAGGAAAUGCUAGCAGAAUGCUUGGUUGUAUAGGGAGAGGUAUUAGCAGUAGAAAGAGGGAAGUGCUCAUGCCUUUGUACAGAACAGUGGUGAGACCUCACUUGGAGUAUUGUACACAGUACUGGAGACCGUAUCUUCAGAAGGAUAUUGAUACCUUAGAGAGGGUUCAGAGAAGGGCUACUAAACUGGUUCAUGGAUUGCGGGAUAAAACUUACCAGGAAAGGUUAAAGGAUCUUAACAUGUAUAGCUUGGAGGAAAGACGAGACAGGGGGGAUAUGAUAGAAACAUUUAAAUAUAUAAAGGGAAUCAACACAGUAAAGGAGGAGACUAUAUUUAAAAGAAGAAAAACUACCACAACAAGAGGACAUAGUCUUAAAUUAGAGGGACAAAGGUUUAAACAUAAUAUCAGGAAGUAUUACUUAACUGAGAGGGUAGUGGAUGCAUGGAAUAGCCUUUCAGCUGAAGUGGUAGAUGUUAACACAGUAAAGGAGUUUAAGCAUAGGCAUAAGGCUAUCCUAACUAUAAGAUAAGGCUAGGGACUAAUGAAAGUAUUUAGAAAAUUGGGCAGACUUGAUGGGCCAAAUGGUUCUUAUCUGCUGUCACAUUCUAUGUUUCUGACGAAUUAAUGAAUAUACGAAAUUCCUGUCUGAUUUUCGGACAAUAGCGAAUGCACAAGUGUUUUUUUUUUUUUUUUUUUUUACUGGGCAUGAACAGGAAUUUCACAGUGCUAUCUAGUGUGGGCAGAUGACGUGUCCCACAGGGACUUCAUCUGCCCACACAAAGAUGGCGGCACCCAGGACCUAGGUCCAGUCAUAAAAUGUAGAUUUAAAAAAAAUAGGUAAUAUGGGGUGCUUAUGGGAAUUUGGGGUGACUAGGGGGGCAGUUAGAUGUAGUGGAGUCGGGAGGGGAGUUAAAAAAAAAAAUAAAAAAAAUAAAAAGGAAACCUGGAUUCGGCCAUGACCGUGCCGCUUCAAUUCAAAGCAACAGGGUAGCAAUAGACUACUAAUUUGAUUGCAUUGUUAAAGUGAAGAAUGUGCUUAACCUUGUUCUAGUAUUGUGCUAUUCAGUAAAAAUUGUUAUUAGUAAAUAAUGGUAAGAAUAUUCUGGCAACACAUCUGCUCUGUGGUUUUAUCUGUGUGUGUUUUACACACAGUGUGUCUGGUGUACAAACAAAUGGUCCAAGUACUGUGUGAUACAGUCUUUUAUCCUAUUUUAUUUUUUAAUUCUUGUUAGAAAUUUCCAUGCUUUACUAUAGUUAUGCUGUACAGCUUCCACUCAGAUUUAGUUUUGAACACAAAAGGUGCUGCAUACAAAAAAAAGUCUUCCAUAUUGUAUAUAUUUGUAAAACAUAGUACGUGUUUGUUGAAGCUGGGGAAACUUGAGUCACCUUUAGCUGUGGCUAGGUAUUGUGAAUGGUAAUCAUAGGCUUUGUAUGGCUUCUUGAAAACAUUAAUUUAAUAAAGAUCCCCUACAUAUCAUUCUUGUCUUGAUAUUUCACAAGAGGAAUUUGUUUUUAUUAUUAUUAUUAUUAUUAUUAUUAUUAUAUGAUCCUGCAGUGAGUUGUGGCCAUCUCCUUCACAUUGGAGCUGUCUCUCCUAGAUAUUUAAAUAUAUAUUAUAUUUGACUUGGCUAGCUCUUUCAGGGUUCAAAUUUGAUAAACUGGUUUGUUGAAGUGCAGACAGAUGACAGCAAGUUGGUGUUUGGUCUACCAAUGUUACCUGAGUAAAUGACUGUUUGAGACACUCUUUAACAGCUUUUCCUUUGACAACUAUUGCUGUUUCAUUCCUGUUUCUCCUGUAAGCCAUUGCCUUCUCCAUAUUGUCAAACCGAAACAUUGAUCUUCAAGGAACUGUUCUCCUUUACACUGUCCAUAUGACUUUAUCGAUUUCCUGACUAUUUUCAUACCCUAGGUUUAUUUCAGAAUACUAUAUAUUGCUCAUUGUGUUUUUGGUAGUUGUGUGUUUUUAUUUAAAUUUUUUUGUAACCUAUUGCAGAAUGUGUUUUAAUUCAGUUUGCAUCUCUAUCUACUCCAUUACUUGCUGGGUUAAACAUGCGGCAAACUCCUGUGUGGGAUUAAAGUUUAAUUAAAUGAACGCUCCAAACACUGUAUUAUAGCUUUCUGUAGUGGUUAUGGUGCUCUAGUGCAACACCCCCAUUGUAUGCUGUCAAAACAAACAAGAAAAAAGAAGGCCGUCUACAGGCAAUGGCUGUCUAAAAAAUAGACUAGACCACUUAGCCUGUAGAUGGUCACACCUUAUAAGACACUCCAGUUGUGUCUUGGGGCAUAACCCCUGAUUAGGAAAAUUAUAAGAUACUCAAAAUAACUAGUACCUGAGUAUCCACUGGAAUAAUGAAUAAUAAUGAUUCUAUAGAAAGUGAUAUAUAUAUUUAUUGAGAAAAUACAAUAGAAAAAUGUGUCAGGUGAAAGUAGAAAAUAACUGCCUAAUGGCAAAAAACUCCCUUCCUAAUGUCUCUAAAAGUAGAUACUGCAGUACACAGGUUUAGCACACUGUUUUUUCACAUUAUAGAUACUUUUUUGAUACAAUUUACUGAUUGAAUUAUUUUCAAUAGAUCCAACAUAUAGUAUCUAUUUAUACUUGUCUGCUUAUUCUGCCUCUAAUGUUCCAAUAUACUAGCAAUUUAGUAUUAUAUCUUAUAUAAUGCCAAAGCUUGAGACUUACUAGGUAAAAGCAAGUCCUUAAUGUCUCUUAUAUAUUCUUUGGAUGUAUUUAUACCAGCCUGCAGUCACAGAUAUUGACCUAUGAAGCAUUAUAUAUUAAAGUCUAAACCUGUGUACUGCAGUAUCUACUUUUAGAGACAUUAGGAAGGGAGUUUUUGGCCAUUAGGCAGUUAUUUUCUACUUUCACCUGACCCAUUUUUUCUAUUGUAUUUUCUCAUUAUAUAUAUCUCUAUAUCUCACUUUCUAUAGAAUCAUUAUUAUUCAUUAUUCCAGUGGAUACUCAGGUACUAGUUAUUUUGAGUAUCUUAUAGUUAUGCUGUCAAAACAUUUUUAGAACUGUGUGAGUUCUUACCUGUGGUCCAUUGCAGGUAUGCAAUGCAGAUCUUGCUCACUGGCUUAGAGCAUCAGCUGAGUUCUCUCAACCAAUGUGCUAUGCCACGCACUACUGAGCUUAGAGCAUCUGGCUCUUAAUAGCAAGUAGUGGAGGUUGGAAGUGGUGUACAGCAGAGUCCAGGUAAGAAAGCAAACCUUUGAAAAAACUUCAAUUUCUUAAAAUGAGGGGUGCCAGGGUGUUCUUGGCACUAUAAUCAUUAUAGUGUGUUGUAGCGGACAUGGUGCUCGGAGUGUUCCUAUUAACUUUGAUCUUACAACACAGUGUUUACACUAAUGCAGUAAGAAGUUCUAAAGUGUGACCAGCACUGUAUAGACAGAAAAAAAAUGUGGUUUGACUCCUAAAUGGCAGAGGAUUGAGCAGUGAGAGUGCAGGGGCAUCAUCUAUACACCAAAACUGCUUCCUUGAACUAUAGUUGCUUUUAUGCCUAGAGUAUGACUAUAAAGAUAGUUUUUGCUUUAUGCAAUUGACACAAUGCCAGAAACUAAAAUCAUAAAUGUGUGUGUGCAUGCAUAUAUCUUUCUCUCUAAAUGUCUAUCUUUCAUUUAAAUUUUUUUUUUCUUCUGCUUCAGGAACCUUCCCCAUAGAUUUAACGAAAACUCGUCUCCAGGUGCAGGGUCAGACUAAUGAUGUAAAAUACAAAGAAAUCCGCUACAGAGGAAUGCUCCAUGCACUUGCAAGAAUAUGUAGGGAGGAGGGAUUGAAAGCGCUAUAUUCUGGGUAAGUACAGCACAGAACUAAAGAUGGGGGUGGAAAGGGGUCUGGCACAUCCAUCUUAAAACAAAUUUUGGCAUCACAAUGAUUUACUUGAUCUUCACCCCCAGGGUUGGCUUUUUCUAUUUUAUGCAAGUGGUGAAUUUCAAAUUUAAAGGAACACACCAGCUGGGGGAAAAUACAAUUUCUAUCAAUCUAUAGGUGUCUUAUUAGCUUAUAUUAAAAUUGGCUAACUUGGACUCAGGAAAUGCUUAAAAUUACACUUAAAACCAUAUCUGUCUAAUUCCGAGAGCAGAUAGCCCCCACCUGAGCUGUUUCUCCUAAAUCCGUCUGUUCCUUCUCUUUCCUGGAACUUAUCUGUUAUAUGUACAUGACAUUCAUCCCUAUGUCUUAUAUGUACUCCCCUCCUACUACUGUUCUAUUAGUAUUUGCACGUAAGCACUUCCGUUUUAAUGUAUAAAAACACAACUGACAAAAUAAAGGUUGGCGGCUUAUUUUUAAUUCACACUUCUCCAGGUGCGCUUGAAAACAAUUUGGGUUCCCCCAAAUAUAACGAAGAUCAAACUGGAUCUAUAUCACUUCCCAAUGCAGUUCAUUGAGAAGUCUUUGCAUGGCAAGUGUUCUGGGCAUUUAUCUGCUUCUUACGUUUAGCACCACUGAGCUCAACAACCAGAAAGUAACAUGUCCUGUUGCCUGAUUGACAGCAGUAUGGGUAUGACAAGGUUAAUUUAAAUUGAAUUUCUACUGAAAUCUGCACUUUUUGUGAAAUUGGGGAGUAAUAAAGUUUGAAUUCUGCUAAAGAUGCUUGAUAGCCCCCUGUUGUUGUUUAUUUACCUUUCAUAUGUUACUGCCAGUUCUGUGCUUUCACAAGCGUCAGACAUGAGUUACACUGUGCUUGUGCUGAUGUUAAAUUGAUUCCUUAUGGUAUACUGUUCAUAUUGUUGUUUUCUGUUUCUUUGCACGGCAUAGUUAUUUACUAUGUAUACUGCUACAUCGAGACUAUGGUGGAACAGACUGGGUUUUUGCAUAUGCUACAAAAUAAUCCACAGACAAGACUCAAUAUUUAUAGCUUUUAAUUCAUUGCAAAGUUGUUGGUGCAUUGAUCACCCACCCAGCUGUGCAAAUAGUAUAAAACUGCAGAACCUUAAAACAAACUCAAGAUUGUCAAAAAAAACCACUGUAGAACUUUGUAAAGUCAAGAGCUAUCAAUCAGGCAUCCACAAUCAAGGGUUUUUGGUUGCUUGUGAUCAUUUUGACGAAGCUUUUUGUGUGUAGUGUCUGCAUGCCACACAUGGCUUGCCUUUCUCUUUCCAGGAAAGUGCGACAAGCCACGGACGUCGGCUUUGGCAAGAGCUUAACAUAAUCCAGUUCAUUAAAAAGGAAUUGUGCUAUGUGUAAACAGAUAACCCCUGCAGUUUUCUCAUAUACUAAAUAUCACUGGGUCAGACAAACAAAAGAAGUCCAUUAACAAAUUGGCCACUGAUGACCAGUUAUAAGAGCUUAACCCUCAUCAUGCAGGGCAAACAUCUCUACCUACAAAUUGAACAAUUUCACCUUUAUCUCAAAACACAGAUGUUUGGUGGUAUGAGUGAGGUUUGUUGGGUUAAUAUGAAGGAAUCUGAUUGCCUCCCUGGUAUAGGAUUCAGAAGAACAGCUUUACUUAAACCCAGUUUUAAAUGCUGCACACGAGGUAUCUCAGUUGAGAAAGUUCAAAUAUUUGGGUACAUUUGAUAAAGCACAUUGAUCUAGUUUGUGUGCUGUUGCCUCUUUUUUUGUGCAGUCAUGUUUUUUUGAAGGAUUUGUUGCUGUCAGUAGGGGAAAACCUGUAACUUGGGGAAAAGUGUCAUUGCGGAAGACUAGUAAAAAAAAAAAAAAAAAAAGUGUUAUUUAUAACUGGACUUUCUAAAGAGCCAACAUAUUCCGCAGCGCUGUACAAUUGUGAAAAACACAAUUUAAAUAGACUGAUACAAAAGGUCAGGGCCUUAAAUAGACUGAUACAAAAGGGCAAGCGGUGGAGGGGAGGCAGGGGGAGUGAAGAUGGCAAAACAGAAUUUGUUUUCAAUUGUAUACAACAAACUAAUAUCAUCCAAAAUAGUAAUAACGUGGAGUACAAACUAUUACAGUAGUAAACUAUAGGUAAAAAUAGUAGCAUUGCUAUAGUAAAUUAAUAAUGUCGUAAGAAAAGGGAAAUAAAUCCGAUGGAGUGUCUUCUGAAUCUCACUCUGUACUUUAACCCCUUAACACCGUUACGGCGUCCUAUGCCGUCCCGCAUUUAAAGGGCUUUAAAGCCGUUGCGGCGGCAUAGAACGCCGUAACAGCUUUCUGCCCCUGGAGGUCCGGUGGACUUACCUCCGCUGCGAUCCUCUUCUGGAGGGCUGCCUGACGGCCUAGGCAGCCCUACCCCGGCAAAUGAGGCCCCCGGGUGCCAUGUGAUCGCUCUCAAAGAGCAAUCACAUGGCCCCCUAUAGCUGGCUGUGGAUCUGCCAGCAGGGGGACUGUCUGAAAUGACACAGUCCCCCUCCUGGUGGGAAGUAUUAAAAAAAAUAAAAAAAUACACAUGCUAAAAUAAAUUAAGUGUGUGUGUGUAUGUUUGUAUGUAUGUAUGUAUAUGUGUGUGUGUGUAUAUGUAACAUCAUACAAAGUGUAUUUUAAUAAUAUAAGUACAUAUAUUAGUAUUAAAAUACACUUUGUAUGAUGUUACAUAUAUAUAGUGUGUGUGUGUGUGUGUAUAUAUAUUUAUUUAUGUGUGUAUAAUAAAUAAAAUAAAAUAUUGAAACAAAAUUUAAUAUAAAUUAUAUAUUCGAAUGUAAUUUCAUUCUAACUGUAUUUUGUUAUUAAUAUAUAUUGGUAACAAAAUACACUUAGAAUGAAAUAAAUGUGUGUGUGUGUGUGUGUGUGUGUGUAUAUAAUUACAAAUAACCGCAAAAAAAAAAAAUGUGUGUGUGUAUGUGUGUAUGUAUAUGUGUGUGUGUGUGUGUGUGUAUAUAUAUAUAUAUAUAUAUAUAUAUAUAUAUAUAUAUAUAUAUAUAUAUAUAUAUAUAUAUAUAUAUAUAUAUAUAUAUGUAUGUAUGUAUGUAUAUAUAUAUAUUCUACGUGUAUAUUUAAGUAAUCUUUUAACAUAAUUAUGUGAUUUGAUUAAUUAAAAUUUGAUUGACAUGUUUGACAACACAGGGAGAAAGUGCAGAGAAUUUAAUUCGCAAGCACUAUAUUUGACCCUGUAACUCUCCAAGACACCAUAAAACCUGUACAUAGGGGGUACUGUUUUACUCAGGAGACUUCGCUGAACUCAAAUAUUAGUGUUUCAAACUGGUAAAUUGUAUUACAACGAUGAUAUUUUAAGUAAAAGUGAUGUUUUUAACAUUUUUUACAAACGAACUGCACUUUUAUGGACUAUAUUAUUGUUGUAGUAUGUUUUACUGUUUUAAAACACUAAUAUUAUUUUUAUUUUUUGCUUUUUUCGCACAAAAACAAAUAUGAACGCCAACUUUGGCCAGUGUUUGUGACUAAGUGGCUACUAAAAAAGACUAAACAUACCCCACUUUCAAUACCUUGGGUUGUCUACUUUUUCAAAUGGUAUGCCAUUAUGGGGGUAAUUCUCAUUCCUGGGCUACCACACCGUCUCAAAAGUAACAUUACUAAUCUGGCAAAUUUCAAUGUGUAAAUGGAACGUUCUAUGUUUGACCCUGUAACUUUCCCAAACACCAUAAAACCUGUUAAUGGGUAGUGAUGUCACGAACCGUUCGCGAACUUCCUGCGAACGGCUCGCUGCGGUUCCACGGCGAACUCCGGUCAGCUGACACAUCCCGGCCAAUCUCCAGCAGACCCUCCCACCUCCUGGACAGCAUCUAUGUUGAAGGCAGCUUCCGCGGCGAGCCGUUCGCGGGAAGUUCGCGAACGGUUCGCGACAUCACUAUUAAUGGGGGGUACUGUUGUACUCGUGAGACAUCGCUGAUUACAAAUAUGUGCAUUUUUUUGCAGUAAAACCUAACAGUAUUAUGACAUUCACAGCUAAAAUGUCAGACGAAAAUACAAAUUAAAAAAAAAUCUUAUUUUCUCACAUUUUUUUUAAUAUCAUAAUAAAUUAUGUUCCAUAAAUGAAUAGUUAAUGAUAAAUUUAAGCCGUUUCUCCUGAACAAAAUGAUAUAUAAUAAGUGUGGGUGCACUUAAUGUGACAGCGGUGAAUUACGGUUGAACAGAAAUAUAGCGCAAAAUCCACUUUUUGUUUACGUUUUGUUUUGAUCAGAACGUGCACUAUUGACUCCGUCCUGAAGGGGUUAAAGUUGCAGUGUAGAAAUAGAGUGGAUUUGUUGCAGAUGGAUUGUGGAAUUGGGCAGGGGAAGCAGUGGUGAACCUUUUAAUCUUUGUAUUGUAUAGGUCACUGGACUAACUGUGCUUUCCAAAAUUUUACAAAUAUUUUUUUAAAUAGAUUUCCUGCAAUUUAUGUAUUUUUGUUUUUACAGGAUUGCGCCAGCAAUGCUUCGCCAGGCUUCUUAUGGCACCAUUAAAAUUGGAACCUACCAGAGCUUAAAGAGAUUAUUUGUUGAUCGUCCAGAAGGUGAGUAGUGACUUCAAAAAGCAAGUACCUCUAGAGUUAUAGUUAUACAAGUUCCUACUGGCCAUUUGCAGAUUUGUGCCACUGCAUGUGUACAGUAAACACAUAGUUACAUCUAUUUACUUAUAAUUAUAAAUUUGAAAAAAAAAUUCUAUUUAUUUUGCCAAAGCAAAAUUUCCAGCUUUGGUUAGGGUUCUCUUUAUACCUUUUUAUACAAACAAUGUACAUGUAUUAACGUCUGCUAGUUGAUGAUGUGUGGAUUGCCUUAGUUCCUAUAAUGACUUUCAUUGAUUCCCCGAACUGUAAAACUAAAAUGUAAAUUAAAGCUGUCCUUUUUUGUUUUUUGUACUGUUUAGAUGAAACACUAGUUCUGAAUGUAUUUUGUGGAGUUCUGUCUGGUGUGGUUUCUUCUUGCAUUGCCAACCCCACAGAUGUUUUAAAGGUAAUAUUCAUGAUUGUUAAAUGGUUGUUUUGUUAAACAGAAUUCUGGGGGGUUUUAUGGUGAGAUUAUUCCCAUAACUUGUAAUUAGAAGACUAGGAAACUCCUGCUGCUGGGAGAUUAAUCAUUCAAAUAGCCUUACUAAAGGAUUUAGUUUUGGUUUUUACUUCUUCCUCCUCUCUCUCCUGGGUGCAGAUUUGUUUCCAUCUAGUAGGGCUUGUGCUUUCUGCCAAAGAAGUUGCCCGACAGUCAUCUGGUCACUUUUGUUUGCACGCAGUUCACACAGUGAAGCCCCUGCACAUGAUGUGUUUUCCAGAAAUGGUACACCAGAGAUGAGGGCUAGGUGAAUGAGGAUGCACACACUGAGAUUGUUUAGUAGCAAAAAUAGAUACUGUUGACCGAUAGCUAUUUGGUAGCAGUCUCUCUUCAGUUUUAAUAGUUGGUACUACUGAAGUUAUCCUUAUUGACCAGUGCUAUUUAACAAGUUUGUUUAAUCCAGCAGUUUACGAUGUAUACAUUUACUUUAGCUUGAACAGGUGUCCACUUAUAUUUGCAUGAUGGCGUUUUUCUUUUGCUUGUUUACCGUGGCAGUUUGCGUAGAUUUGUGUAAGAAUGACAUCACGCAAAAUAUAGCCAUCAUUUUUGUUUUUUUAUUAUUAUAAGUGAAUUAAAUGCACUAGUUAGAAGUUCCAUACACUCUAGAUUGUGAGAUUAUUACAAAGGUCCCAAUCAGCUAAUGUCUUGUAAUUGCUGGUUGCAGUGGCGGCUUUAGACUUUGUGAGGCCUUAGGCGAAAUUCAUACAUUAGGCCCCCACUAACACUCAUAGUAAAAAAAUAAUAAAAAAAAUAAAUAAUAUAUAUAUAUAUAUAUAUAUAUAUAUAUAUAUAUAUAUAUAUAUAUAAUAUGUGUUGCAUUGUGUGUGUAUAAUGAGCUGUAGGUAUAUUGAAAGGCUGGCUUGCGGCGCUGGAUUUUUCAGAGGCUUGCAUUGUCGCGGCUCCCUGUGCCGCUCUGUUGUGAACUCUCUGACUGUAGUUAUGGUAUUUUAGGGAUGCACCGAAAUGAAAAUUCUGGGCCAAAACCGAAAAAUCGGGAUGCCUUGUCCGAAAACAGAAACCGAAAAUGAAAUUUUUCCCCAAAUGAUUUUAAAAGUUUUUUUUUUGUUUUGUUUUUUUUUCCCUAUAAUUUUAUUAGACUUUUAAAUGAAUUUAAUCUAAUAUGAAAAACUUCCCUUAUCCCUUCUCUUUUAGUGGUCCCCUCCGCUUAAAGGAUCACUAUAGUGUCAGGAAAACAAAACCGUUUUCCUGUCACUAUAGUGCCCUGAGGGUGCCCCAAUAUGCCUCCAGCGUUGCAGAUGCGCCACCAGAGGUUGGCUUAACCCUGCAAUGUAAACAUAGCAGUUUCUCUGAAACUGCUAUGUUUGCAUCUGAAGGGUUAAAACCUGAGGGAUAUUGCACCCAGACCACUUCAUUGAGCUGAAGUGGUCUGGGUGACUAUAGUGUCCCAUUAAUGUUCCUCUCCUCCUCCUCCCCUGUCCCAUAGUGUUCUUUUCUCUCCCCUCCCUCCCCUGCCCCAUGGUGUUCUUUUCUCUCCCCCCAGCCCCCCUUCCCUGCACCCCUUUCUGCACCCAGACCACUUCAUUGAGCUGAAGUGGUCUGGCUACUAUAGUAUCCCUUUAAUGUUCCCUCCCCGCCCCAUAGUGUUCUUUUCUCCCCCCACCCUUCCCUGCCCCAUAGUGUUCUUUUCUUCCCUCUCCUGUCCCAGUGUUUUCUCCGCUCCCCUGUCCCAUAGUGUUCUUCCCUCCCACCCUGUCCCAAGUGCAGUAUUCUUGACUUUUCAUGUUAUUAUUAGUGUUAUUUCAGUUAUUUGACCUUUGUCUUAUAUUAUCUUCAAAGAGAAAAGUCAAUUAAGUGCUCUCCCUGUGCGGCUGCCGUUCGUAUAGUGGUACGCCACGUGCAGCAGAAAACGGCGACCAUUUUGUUCGUACUAAAGGAGGCAGUGGGACUUGGUCAUCGAGUGUCUGGAACUAAAACUUCCUUAAUUUUGGUCAAACUAUACAAACGCCUGCUUCCUUUUCCCGAACAGCCAGGAGAGAGCUGUUCAGUAGUUUUAUUCCCAUGAACCAGGGGAACAAUCGCUGCUAUGAGCUAGAGGGUGCCAUUCGUGCAUUUAUUUGUUUUUGUGACUUUUUGAAAUCGGAGCCUCAUGUGUGGUCAGUCAAAAUUGGACCUCCAUAAAAUUCCAAAACCCCUGAACUGAUCUGGGUGAUUUUUGGAUAUGUUGGUCACCCAGAUCAGGGCUAUCAGGGGAUGUAACAUUUAUGGGGAUUUUAUGUGUUUUGGGGUACUUUUCAAGUUUAAUGAAAAAUGAGUUUUUUCUGCCUGGAGAUAAUUGAGUUAUUACAGUAUCUGACUCAAUUAUCUCACAGGCAGAGAGGAGGGAAUUAUCUGUUUAUAUUGGGAAUGUCACAGUUUGGCACUGUACUAUUAUUGGCUGUAAGCAUUGUGUCCCUGUCCCCCACAAGGUCCAUGUGGGAGUACCCCUUGCAUGAGGACUUGCAUAAAAGCCAGUGUGACACCCAUUAAAAUCAUUCCUGUUACACCCUUCAUCUAGAUUCGUCUGAUGUUUGGGUUCCUGUCUACUUUACUGGGAGAAUACAGUUGGGAAACUGUCAUUUGUAUGGAGAAUCGUUCGACUCCGCACCCAAACUAUAAUCACUCAGGCUCAGGCAGUUCGGGAGCAAAUAGACUAACGGGUAGCUGCUAUACCAGCAUUCGUUACAAUUAUCAUCUGAAUUGUUAAUGCAAGCAUGUCUGUUAAACUAUGCACUACAAAAAUAAAAAAAAAUUUGACCCGUUUUUGGCCGAAACAGGAUAGGCCCAUUUUCGGCCGAAAUUUCGGUGAAUCCCUACAUAAUUUGCAAACUAAAUUAAUUUGCAGUAAUGCUGAUCGUUUAUACAUGAUGGCCAUGUAUGGUUGUAUAGGCUGGCAGUCAUGAAUACAGAAGUGCUGGUGUAGAGGUGUUCUUGCAAACAGAAAUUACAAUUUUGAUUGGGUGAAAAAAAUCACCUACAGAAUAAUAAAGUUACAGAUAAGAAAACUGUCACAUAGACCUUUCCCCCACACAUUCUGUAAUCCCUUAACAUCUAUAUUAUCCCAUAUGUUCUUUACAUGUGUCUCCAUGUUUUGGAUAUGUAUGUAUAUAAUAUAUAUUAUAUAUCUUGCCACAUUACCUUUGCUUUGCCGUACCAUGCCACCCUCACAUUGCAACCAUACACGUAUGUGCCUGAGAAUGUCAGACAGUGAGAAUCCAUAUUUGUGAAUGUAUGUCUCUGUGAGCAUGUGUAUGUUUGUUUAUGGAACUGUAUGUGUAUUGGGUAGCUGACUGUUGUGUGUUUGGGGCUGCCUGUGACCAUGAUUGUGUGUAUGAUAAAUGUAUUCAGGGUGCGCAAAGGGGUAACUGUGGCAGGGUGAAGGGAUUAAUGAGACCGGGUUGAGGGAGGGUGUGUGACAGGGUUGAGGGAGUGAGAAAGACAGGGUUGAGGGAGGGAGUGUGACAUGAUUAGAGGUGUUAAUGUGACAGGAUGAGUGUGGCAUGGUUGAAGGAGGGAGUGUGACAGGGCGAGGGGAGGUGAGAGUGACAGGAUUAGAGAGGGUGAGUGUGGAAUGGUUUGGGCAUGAAAAGUGGCAGGACUGGAGGGGUUAAUGUGGGGGUUGACUUUGUGUGUGGAAUUGUGACAGUAGGUAGGUGAGAAUGUGUUGGGAGGUGUGACUAUGUAUCAGUGACCGUGUUGGGGACUGAUCAUGUGGAAGGGUGACACUGUGGAGGAAGAUGAGUUUGGGGGGCAGUGUGGGGUGACAGGGUGGAGGAUGGUGACUGUGUGGGGAGGCAGGGUGUGGGACAGUGGGGAGGGGAAAAGUGUGUGUGUGUGAAGGGAUGAGUGACAGUGUGGGGGGGGAAGUUUUUUUUUGUAAAUCUUUUUAUUGAGUAGAAUGCAUAGUCAACAACAGUAACAAAGCAAGACACGCAGGUCUAUGUGUAUACAUAAAACAUUUCAAAUCGAGCAUAAGUAUAUUAAAACUAGGUUAUCGAUAUUAAGUUGGUCCUGAUAGAAACUAUAUUUGCCAAUAGGGAGACUAAACCCAUCCACCCGUUAGUUUAAAUGCAGCAGGCCAAUAUUGAUGAACAUGGAAGACCUUGUUCACUAGACUACUUCUCUUGUUAUAUUCAUGGUAGGUGAGUAACGGGCAUAGAGUAUUUCCAGAAUUACUUCUGCCGUGCCCAACCUGUUAUAUAAAGUUGUUAUAGAGAACACCUAAAUUUAUUUCUCAUCUCUCAGAUGAGGUAUUCGUUAUGAGGCCAGUUAGCCUUAAUGAUACCUGCGCUUAACUCUAAGUGCGGUGGGGGGGGAAGUUUUAUGACCGUGUUUGGGUAUGGUAUGUGGGGGGCAAGGAGUGUGGAGGCUGUGACAAGCCUCAGCACAGUGGAAUACCUUUUUUUAUGCAAGUUCCUGGUGGUCCAGUUGUGGCAGUCCCUAGUGGUCCAGUGGGAUAACUAUCCUGUCUGCAGCUCUGCCACGCACAGAGCUGGAGACCUCGUUCUCACAAGCUCCAGUCAGAGCGCGCGACAUCACUCUGUGAGCUCGCGAGAAACACACCAUGUGAUCUGCACCCGGCGGAGCUGCAGAUCUAAGGCUCGGCUCUCUAUGGGCAGACCAUAGAGAGGGGCCCUGCAUCCGGCGGCAUACUGGGUAAGCCCUGACUGAGGACCCGACAGUUCAGUCUGCUCUAAGGUGAUUUAGGCGGCCGCAAGGCCUUAAAUCGCCUAAUUAAAGCGCCGCCUCUGGAUGGUUGUAUAUACAUACAUAUCUGUGAUUUGCAAACCUAACUUUGCGUUUAAAUUGAUAUGUAAAAAAUCUGGACAUUUUGUAAACCAUUUAUAUUAACGUGCUUGGUGUUGUGCUCUGAUGCAUAAAGGACAUGGAAUAUAAAGGGUACUUACUAUUUCACAAAAAAAUGCAUUACAUAGAUAUUUUACUGUUUAUUUUGAUACUUUUGACCUACUUUGGACAAAAAUGCAGAUUUGUUUUAGUGGACACAAAACCUAUAUUAAUAACCAGGUCCGGUCAGGCAAAUUAUACAAUUGUAAUCCUAUACUAAUAAACACGUGUUUCAAUCCAAAGUCCUACUUUGUUCAAUGUGCUAUUUGCCUGCUUGUUUAUGUAGUGAUUUUGGUGCAAAUAGCAUGUCCCUGCAGGCAGAGCAAAAGUAGUGUUUAUAUUGCUGCCUAUGGCCACCUCCAACUAGCAGAGGUGGGAUGACCAUACCAAAAUCAGAGCAUGAAGGGGAUAUAAGGUAAAGAGGUUGUGUUUGGUUUUUUUUUUUUUGGUUUCUGGAUGUCCAAUAAUCUAGGUAUUGUAACAUUAUAGUGUUAGGAACUUUUUUCAACACUUUUUAAUUAAAAAAGCACCAACAUAUUCUACAAAGUGUUGUUUUUUUUUUGUUUUUUUUUUCAUAAAACUGGGGGAAAAAAACACAAAAAACAUACAUUUAAAAUGCUGGAUUUUAUAUGCCUCAUUUUAAUAUACUUAAUGAACAUAUAUAUAGAUUCAAUCAGUUUCUCACUUUUGUCAUUUUGAUUUGAACUAUGUUUUGUUUGCUUCCAGCUGGAACAUGUGACAGCCAUGUGGAAGUGAUCAGUUUGUUCUUUGCAAACUCAAAGCACAGGGAGAUCUGAUGUAACAUGUUCCAUGCAAGUAGAUGGAUGUACAGUAUAUUGAUUGAUUUUUUUUUUUUUUUAUGUGGGUGAUAGGGCAUAGGAAUUAGCCAUACCAAAGCAGGGGAACACCAUGUACAAAACUAUUUGUGCUCAGUUUCCUAUAUUCUCAAGAUAGCCGUGUACGUUGAGCAGACAGCCUGACUGUAAUGUGAGCGCAUAACUUUCUGAGAAUAGUAACUUGACAUACUGAUCCUGAUUAACCUUUUCGGUGGACCUUGUUCUUGAUUAACCAUUCCCAGUGUAUAAUAAAAGUUGUGUUAAAUGGCGUGUUUUGAGCCUUUAAUGAAUAGGAAAUCACUUUUUGAGUUUAAUAAAAUGUUGCUUACAUUUGUGUUUUUAAUCUAUAGAUAAGAAUGCAAGCCCAGGGCAGCCUUAUCCAGGGAGGAAUGAUUGGAAACUUCAUCAGUAUCUACCAGCAAGAAGGAACUAGAGGAUUAUGGAAGGCAAGUGAACAAGACCUGUUUUUAUAAACAAACCAACUUUACUCUUAAUGUAACAGUCAUGGCCUUAAAGAGGAAGUGUCACUUCCAGACAGGUGACAGUUCCUCGUUCCUUCACCUCAUUAAACUCUAUUGCAGUUAUGCCUGUUUUGAAAUACUUUACUAAUUUAGAUAUAGAAUCUCCAUAGACCUCAAUGCUGUACUCUCACACAUGCACAAGAGUACAGCAGUGACGUUGUCUCCGGGUGCUGAAGCACCAGCAUCUGGAGCAGAUGGAGGAAGAUGGCAGCUCCCGUGAAGGACCGGUUCAAGUAACUCUCACCUCAACCUGCCUCAGCCACUAGGCCACCAGCGACAAUGUCAAAGUCAGGGGUCCUACGGUGAUGCAAUAAUUAUCAGAUUACUAUAACAUAUCUGUGUAGUCCCAGGCUGAUUUAUAUGUUUCUUUUAUCAGUCAUAUCAACUUUACUAUGCACCUGUUCACAAAUAACGCUUUCAGCCUAUCACUGGCUUCGGAGGUAUCGACCUUAGCACAGGGGCCAGAGGAGGCAAUGGGGCUGAGCUUAUGAGCACUAUCAACAAGACUUUGGGGUUAAACAUUAAAAAACUGUUUAACCCCAUAAGGUGAGACAGUGCCUAGAGUGGUGCUAAAAUACACUUUUACAAAAUAGAGCAUUUUAUGGGGUGAUUUUAAAAAACAAUUAUUAAAUGUAUUUAUUUUAUUUUCAGUGGUUUAAUAUCCAAAUAAGUGACAUAUCAGCUUUAACACUUAGUACCAGCAGUUUGUUAAACAACUUUGUAUUGCCUUUCAGGGGGUUUCACUCACUGCACAAAGAGCAGCUAUUGUGGUUGGUGUGGAGUUGCCGGUGUAUGACAUCACUAAGAAACAUCUGAUCUUGUCUGGGCUGAUGGGAGACACCAUCUAUACUCACUUUCUGUAGGUCAUAUAGAAGUCUGUUUUCCAAAUUCAACAAAUGCAUUUCUGUUCUUCUAUUUAUUAAUAGUUUACAUUAAACUGUGAUGUAGCAGACCAAAGCCCUAGCUAAUAACAUCUAUCCUUAUCUCCAUGGAUUCAAAAGUUUGCAACUUUUUAAAUAACUUUUGUAUAACUUGGGAUUUGGUGAUUAGUGUUGUUGGUUGCUGCACUAGAGUGUGGGAUAAUGGUAGUUUGUUUUGUUUUUUGGAUUUGUUUUUUUUUAUUAAAAAAAAAUAAAUUAUUACAAAUAUUAGAACAAUUACAAUUAUUUCACACAAACCUUGUUAUUGAGGCUCUGCUUUAAACUGAAGGAUCAUAUGAGUCUUCACCCGCCCUAGAUAAUUUGCAAAAGUUGUGUUUUUUAUAUAAUCCUCUAAAGCGGUUAUCAAACUAAAUGUAAAGAAAACUUGCCUGUGUCCCAUGCACCCCACAAAGUUCAACAGAUACUAAUUUGUGUGCUUUUCCAAAGUUCAUACACCAUGCCAAUAUCACUUUUUUAAAAGUUCUGCCCAAAUUAAACUCUUGAUCCCUUCUUAGUCAGUUGGGGUUUGCUAAAGACAAAUAGGUGUAAGCUUUGAGAAUUCAUUUUGCCAAGCACUCAUCUUCUUAUGGUGCUUUGUGUGUUAGAAACCAUCAGUAAUCCAGAAUGGGUAUAUAGCCAAGAUUGCAAAAUAAGAAUAUUUGGAUUUGGUUGCUGCAAGAAGACUUGGCUGAGUGAGUAAUUCCAUUAUAAAUCUAAUCCUCUCGUGUAGGUCCAGUUUUACUUGUGGGUUAGCAGGAGCUCUUGCUUCAAAUCCUGUUGAUGUUGUAAGAACUAGAAUGAUGAACCAGAAAGUGGUAUGUGAUGCUGCCUCAAGUUACAAGGGCACCCUGGAUUGUUUAUUGCAGGUAUGUCAUAUGUAUAUUUGCCUUGGAAAGAUAUUUAAAGAAAUAUAUUAAAACAAACUAAACAAACUCUAUCCUAGACCUUUUUGUAAGAGCUGCAAAAAUGUGUAUUAACAUGCCACAUUGGUUGUGUGGGUUGGUUGGUUGUUUUUUGGGGGUAGGAGGUUAAAACAAAAUAAGUUGAUUGAAUUAUUGUAAACCUCUGUGACCCCAGUAAGUGCAGGCAUUUGCAGUGUUGAUUUACGCUUUUCAGAAGGAGAUCCUAUCCUCCCAACCAGGUUAUUCUUUUGAGAUUUUGUACAAAUGAUUGAUUCAGGGCACACACCUGUAUUAUCCAGGGUAUAAUUAAUUAUGGUGGAAAGUGAGCUAAAAAUAACAGCUCAGCGUAAUCUUUGCAUUUAAAUAUCCACAGAUUUAAGCAGUUGGUCUCUGAUGUGAAUCUACCAACAUUGGUGGUGAUUCUUCAGAGCACUGAAAAUAAAUGUCUGCCUAAGAUAUGGAUCAAUCUGCACUUCUGUGUUAUAAAGUAAUUUUUAUUUUGUUAAAAGGUAUGACUACAGUAAUAAAAUUAAUCCAUAUAUUUAGUAAAAUCAAAUUAUUCUUGUGUCCAUGUAAUGAACUAGAACAUACUCAUUCUGUGUGUGUGUGUAUGUGUAUAUAUAUAUAUAUAUAUUUUUUGUUAUUUUUUUUUUUUUUUUUAAUGUAUUGCUUUCUUUGCAGACUUGGAAGAAUGAAGGGUUUUCUGCUUUGUACAAAGGAUUUUGGCCAAACUGGUUAAGACUUGGACCAUGGAAUAUCAUUGUAUCCUUUCUGAAAUUCCUAAGUAACUUUUUCUAAACUGCUAAGUUCCAUUAACAGCCUUUCCUUGUUUCUACUUGGUACAUGGAUUUUUCUUCUUGCACUCUGUUUAGUAUAAACACAAGUAGGGAUCGACUGAUUAUCAGUUUUGCUGAUAUUCCGGGUUUUUAAAAAUGUCGGUAUCUGCCUAAAUCUUGCCGAUAAUGAGGUGGUCUAGCGUGCGACCAAUUUGUCCUCUCUCCAAGUCUCGCGAUUCACGCCCUGGCCAUCAAAGCAUUCACGCCGGUUAUCGCGGCAAAACUCAGUGCGGCAAAACCAGGCACACAAAUCGCAAGACUUUGAGAGGCGCUGAAGUAGUGCUGUCUGACUUAUACUUUCUAUUUGUGCCAUGUUGCGUCUGAGCUUGUUGAGAACGCCCCUCAAGGUGCUCCACGUCACUAGAUUGUGCCCAGCAUUAGUGAGAGGUGGGGGAUUAUGCCCUUUCACCAUCUGCCUGUCUGCAGUCUCUGUGUCUGUGAGGGAGAAGACACAGCAGGUGAAGCCAUGACAGGAAGCUGCAAAGGUGAUGCCACAAGCUAGAAGUUGUUAAGCAUGCUAAUAACAUAAUAUGCCCUUAGGGUACAGGAUUUUACCACAGAGUAGAUGAUAAACGCUCACAAGAUAUAAAAAGGUUAUGACUCACUUUAAAAGCCUUCAAGCUAUUUGAGCAACCCCAAAAAAGCCCAUGGUAAAUGUACAGAAUAUCGCUAUCUGCCUGAAAGUUAACAGAUUAUCGGUAUCAAAAAAAUUAAAUAAAAAAAGAUCCCAACUUACAGGUGAAAAAUACCCUCUGGUUUUGCAUAUAGUGUAAUAUAGUAUAAAACCCCAAUCUCUAGUAAAUAAGUAAUUCACUUACUAUCAGGUUAUAUAAAGCAGACCUUUCUUCCAGUUCACUUUACAGUAUAUGGAAUACAAAGCUGUAUUCUUAACACUGAAGUGUCCCUCACUCCCCGCACUGUUAAUAAAAACCCUUUCAUUCACUUACCUGAUUCCACUCUAUAGGCACCCAGACCACUUCAUCUCAUUUAAGUGGUUUGGGUGCAGUGUCCCCUUAGCCCUACAAUAUUGCACUCCUCCUCCGCUGACAUCUCCCCCGGGAACCUAAUGCGCAUGCGCGGCGGGCACUCCAUGCACAUUAUGACUUUUCCAUAGGAUCAUUGAGUCGCUUUCCCCGUUUUCUAUGGGAUUUUGCAUGACGCUGAAUGUCCUCAUGCAUGACAUCUGUUUUACAGAGCAGGCCUUUUAACCCCUUAAGGACACAUGACAUGUGACAUGUCAUGGUUCCCUUUUAUUCCAGAAGUUUGGUCCUUAAGGGGUUAAAUAGGUAUAUUCUCUUCACAGAAUAUUCUAAGGUGAAUUUAUCUCAUGCAACAAAUAGUAUAGUAUACAAUAUAUCUGUUUAAUAUGACAAAAUUCACUCAAGCAUAUCACUACAUACGGGUUUCCACAUUCCUGGUGUACAGUCAUUGGAUAUAGUUUAACUUAAAAAGAUGGGAUAUAAAACUUAAAGAAAAAAAUAAAAUGAACAAAAAUCCCUAUGGGUUUCAUCCUGGACUUCUUCAGGGUUAUGUCGUUUGUAAUGGAUUCUCAUCUCUCUGUAAAUUACCUUUUAAAAUCUAUACUGUAUGUCCACUCUGUGCUGUGCAUUCCAACCUGGAAAGCGUACUAGUUCCAGUUCAAUUACGGGUAUUAUAGAGGCUUAAUAAGCCUCUAGAAACCUUUUAAACCCGGUAAUGAAGGAGUUAAAUAAACCAUUUUGCAAACCAUUUUACACAAUUUUGAUUGCUGAAUACUUCUUUUAAAUAUGCCUACUAAAAUAAAUGUGUGACCUUGUUCUUACUUUUGAGUUUCCUUAAUAUUGCGCCUCAGUUCUUUAUCACCUAUGAACAGUUAAAGAAACUGAAUCUGUAA